Messenger RNA from Pelobates cultripes (western spadefoot toad), 46700 nucleotides. Lineage: Eukaryota; Metazoa; Chordata; Amphibia; Anura; Pelobatidae. The record is from the annotation of a GenBank genome assembly.
CCCUGCAGGAUCGGAGCCGAAUGUAUGACAGUCUGAAUAUGCACUCACUGGAAAACUCGCUCAUUGAAAUAAUGAGAGCAGAGCAUGACCCUCUGAAAGGUAACGAGAACAAAAAAAAUGUCUAAAGCAAAUCUAAGAUCAAUGGCCAAUUUAUUAGGCACACAUUCUUGUUACUGUAAAUAACCAAGCAGGUAUUUCAACAUGUGCAAAAACGUUUGCAGACCUGGUCCAAAUUUUUAACUUGCAAACGGUAGAAUAUGUAUUAUGUGUGGGAUUUAUAAUUGUCAUUGCCAGAUGUUGAGAGUACAGAAAGAGCUGUCUUUCACUGAAUUACAGGCGCUAUAGUCUAUUUUAAAUUUUUUUUAUUUCUACAAAUAACCAUUACUUGCAACAGUACUGGCUAUCUUUGAAUGUACGAUGUGCCAAACUUUGAAUGACAUUGGCUAUGGAGUCAUGAUGAUGAGGCUACAGUGAGUGUGUGAUCACCACGUAGUGUGACUUGCAGGUGUUGGGGUCAUUGUGAACAGUGUGAAUCCAUUAUUCCAUCUUAUCUGGUGCCAUUCCUACAGGUUGGUGUUGUCAUCUCAAUAACAUAUGAGUGUUUAGCACAGCAUAUAAAAGGACUGUGCAGAGUUGAUUUCACAAACCUUGCAUAAAUCUAGGCUGAUACCACAAUUAUGACUGUGACUUCAUUUGAAUAGCUCUGUAGAUCCAGUGCUCAGUCUAACAAGUGCUAACAGGAAUCGGGCAGCAAAAGUGGGUGCUGACAAAGAUUGCUAGGACUGUGGGAGGCAAUUGAGUCAAUAUGACCCUGUGUCAAAUUAAUGCAACUCCAAAGGCAAACGCCAUGCUGUGAAAUACUUGAAUGCUGUUCCUAAUAAAGUGGCGAUUGUGUGUUGUCUUGAGGUAUUUUCUUCUGAAUGUAAAAUCUAAUUUCAAAAUCCUUGGCUGUGGCAUGCAUUGAAUGAUUAUACCAACACAGCUCAAAAUUGCACUAGCCAUUGGUGAGUGAAAAUUCACCACUGUAGAGUAGAUAUUCAACCCAGGCCUGUAGUGACGAUUAUUUUUUAAAACCUAGCUAGUGGCAUAGGACUUGAACAUUUUGAGCCCUGACAUUAUCCGCAUACCAUAUACAUGAUUAAAGGGCUUUCCUUGUGAAGUAACAUGCGGUAACUUAAAUAUGUGUGCUCCAAUUUCACAUCAUUAAUAAUAUCCACCAAUACAGAGCCACGCAAAGCAUUACAUGGCAGAGGUUUAUCCAGACUUGCCUUAUCUGUGGACUUUUGAAACCCUCUCUGGCAUAGCAAUGUGAUAAUCUAGAAAUAUUCUUACAUUUAGUUAAGUGUGGCAAAUUCUCACUGUAUUAAAGUGUAGUGAAGCAUAGCUAUUAUAUGGAUCUGAAAUGACAGAAAAGGAGCUGUUGACAAUUGAAUUCAAAUACAAGUAUGGAAAAGACAGAAGUUAUCUCCCCUGUGCAGCUACUAGAGGAGUAAUCUAGUCUUAAAUAGGAUGGAACCUCAGCCUAGAUUAUUCCUCUAGUGGCUGCAUAGGGGUGGGCAAGCCAUGCGGGACAUGACCUUCACUUUCAAUGCAUUAUAUAGGUAAGGCGGUAAUAGAAAAAUAAAAAAAUAUUUGUUACUUCAGCUGCUGGUAAUUCACAGGCAAGCUUCUUAAAGGUCCUACCUGAAGAAGACAAAGCCACCAAUCAGAAGCCUCUAAAUCUGUUUUUUGGGUCUGUUUUUAUCCCAUAAACGCUGCCCAGCAGGAGUAAUUUAUGGGCUAUGGAGCUUCACACAUUAGAUCUGAUGAAAGAACUUCUGUUUUAUGGGAAUGGGUCUCUGCACAGAGUUUGCCUUCACAGCUUUCUUUUGGACUUUCAAAAACUGCCAGGAGUGUUGUAAACUUGACAUUUGGGCACCCAUGCAGCAUCUACAUGCUACAGAUAUACUUGUAUCUGCAAUACUUUUAUCACUUCUUCCUUCCUACUCUUUGAAGUCACAGGCAAAAUAAUAAUAAAUACUAAUCUGCAGUAUUUGCAAAUUACUUCCGUUAUGCACCUGUUCUGUGGCAUUUUUGGUGCCUAAAAUACCCCCUUUAAAGGAAAAGUUUACAAUGAACUGCCCUACUACCUCGCAAAUGCUUGGUAAGAAUGCUAUAACAUGGGUAGUUAGUGGCUCACUGAACUUUGCUGCUUAGGUGGUUAGUUCUAGAUUGUAGUUUCAUUUUUGUGUAGGGAGACGGGCUGUAAUGAAUUGGAAUUCAAAAGUGUUUUUAAACUGUGAAAUGAGUCAUUCUGAUAUGUGUGCUUCCUUCUUGUUCUCACGUUUAUAGUUUUAUUAUGACCGGUUUUGUUUUUUUCCCUUGAAACUGUUAGCACUAAAGCCUUAGGGCAGAUAUGAGUAAACUUUGACUCUGCAUUGAUGAGUUCUCACUCCCUUCGUAUUAAUGCAAACUAAAUGGCUGGCUGAUUAUUGGUGGAAACUUGCUUAAUAGCUGUAAUGCUAUGUUUUAGAAGAAUUGACACACACCCAUACCAAUACUUGUAACCUGGAAACCUGUUGCUAAACGAGCAUGCUUAUUACUGCCGUGCCUGUGCGAUUGUCAUUAAACAAUGUAAGAGAAAUGGCUACAUCCAAACACAUUAUGUGGGGCAAAGAAAGAGUUUCAACUUUAAAGGGAGAUUUAAUGGCGUCCUAGAACUUUGGUUCCCAAAUCACGUGCCACAGGACAUGGAUGGUCCAGGUUUUUGUCAGUAUACCCGUCAAACCACAGUGGGAAAUGCCUGAAGACUGGACUGUCAAUGUUCCCUGAGGACCGGGUCAGAAAUUGUGGACUAAGCAUGAAACCAGAAACACACUUAUGAGUCUCCCUGCCCAUAUUUUAAAGGGACACUCUAAGCACCAUAAUCACUUUCACUCAUUGAUGUGGUUAUGGCAACCAUAGUACUUGGUUACCACUCACCCACUGAGCUAUGUACAGUAACAUACCUCCUUCUUUUACUCCAAGAGUCUAAUAUCCCGCUGCUGUCGUUUAUCGUAAUUAGAUUUGACACAUGAUGUCAUUAGCUGUGUUUUUAAGUCCAGUCAACUUUGAUUUAGAUGUAAAAAUGCAGCAAACCUCUUUGCUUAAAACUUUUCAUUUAUUUAUUUUUCUAUAAUUGCUUUGAGGUUUCAGACAUACAGAGUGGAUACACUGUAUAAGAGAAGCCGCCAUAUUCUUUUAAAAGGGGAUUAAAAACUAUGAUUUAAAACAAAUAAAGAACAAAACAAAAACAAGAGGAUAAGCUUUUAAGGUGGCAGACCAAACAUAUUUACAGCGUUGAUCACUUUAAUUAUCACACCGGCUGAGUGACAUACUUCUGUUGUAAGUCAUUGCCGGAGAGAUUUGUACAUUCAGGCCAGCUAAUGGGAAGACACCCCAGGAGAUGCCAGUCCAAUAGUAGCCCUUUGUCUAACUGAACACUAAUCCUAUUACUAGAAAAUACUUAAAUAUAACGUUGGUAAUCAAUGUUGGCGGCUGAGUAUACUCUAAUAGGAUUAGAUUGCCUCCUGAUACAAACCCUCAAUUCGCUUACCUUUUAACUUGCUUGUCUGAUCUUUAAACUGUUCGCAUUGUGUACUAAAUCUGGGGUGUCCAUCUCCCUUUUGCGAAUCAUAAUCCUUCUUGAGUUGUAGGAUUUCUCUAUUUAACAUGUAGUCAAGCACUUCAUGUAUACAUCUCCCGGCAUUCCCACAGCCCCCUGGUGAUUUUCAAGAAAACAUUAACUUCACCUUUAAUUCUCUAUGUAGCCAGUCACACUAAUAGCAUUUUCAUAAAACACUAGUUUUUAAUAGUUGCUCUUUGGGAUGUGUUAAACCCCCCCGCCCCCUCUCAAUACAGUCUAUCAACCAGGCCUGACCUCACUACCCCUCACCAUAGAAAGAUGGUUGGCAGGCAGAACUGACUGAAGGGAGGACAGGCACGAAGCGAGGUGGGGGUGUCAUUGGCUGUCUGGUGCUAGGACGCUGUUCUUACUGGUGUCAAAUACCAGUUUCGCAGAGACUUGUCAUUAACUAGCCAGGAACUUAGUAUACGGCUGACUAAUCAUUCAUUUCUGUACGUGUAGCAUUUCAUAGCAACACUCUGCACAUAUGGACUCCAGGUUCCAUGACCACUUCAAAUCAGUGAAGUGCUUGUUGUGUUUUUAGUCACCCUUUCAAGCUGCAAUGUCACUUCAGAAUUUUCCUAAGAAUAAAAUAUUGGUGCAAAAGGAAUGCUGUUGAACAUUUACACAAUAUCAUUGAAGUCUAAGGAUGGCUAAAUAAUCCAGGAGCGCACUUGUUGGAAUUGUACCCUUUUGCAUUAUCUGAGCUUCAUGCUCCAAUGGUUUGAGAUAGAAUUAUGAGCAAAGCACUCAAAAAUCCUUUGCACCAUUAAAACGGAGUGUCAGUGGAUAUGGUUCUAAAAAUACGUACUCCUUCGAUCUUGUUUUAAGCACUAGUUGGUGUGGAACCCUUAAGGCAUUGCUGUCUGAUAACACAUCAAAUCCAUUCUCCUCCCCUUCCCCCCCCCCACUUUAAAUUACUUAUUUCUUUGGGCUGAUUUCCUGUUGUCGGGGGUGUCUGUAGUAAGAGCAGACAGAGGUUUACCCUUACUUUGCAAUUAUGAAUUCUUUCACCGUCUUUGAAAAUGAUUCAGUUGCGUUAAUGUGGGCGUUGAACUGAAAGUCUUUACACCCUCUUUAAAUUAAUACCUCUUCUGAUUUCUAGUUUAUAGCUUCUUAUUUCAAAGAUAUUUUCCUAAAUGGACUAGGUGCGAGUCUGAAUUCUAAUUGUGCCCUAUUGUAUGUAUGUAAUUAUUUUGUAAUUGUGGUGUCAGCUUAAAUGGGCAGUAAAAGCCAAUAUGCUUUUUUUUUUUUUUUCACACUUCUCCAGUGGGAUGUAUAGUCACUCUUGGCAGCCACCAAGUUGUAUGAAGGAUAAAUUAAUCUGAAGACAAUUCUGAUUAAUGUCCAUUAUAUGAUAUUUUGGUGGUCUGUAAGAAGUAGAAGGUUGCUGCCCUUCUAUUAGGUGGGCACACAUGAUUGUAAGCUCUUGUUGUGUUGCACUUGCUUGUCUAUCUUGUCCACCCAUUGAAUAGCUGUGCAGUAUGUGUGCACUUUAUGAGUAAUAAUUAUAGUCUGUAUUUCAUUGGCAGUGUGUUUGUGUACAGGGAAACCAGUUUUCUGGUUUUCAGGCUCCGUAAAUACUAGUGUCAAAAACCAUAGGCAGUCACUAGUAGUCUCAGAAACCACACUGUUUUCAUUUGCAAAGCUUGAGGGGCAGCACAUGUGCCCAACAAUCACUUCAUAAGAUAUGUCACCUCUGUUUAAAAAAAACCAAAAAAAACCCAUGUUUUAUUUUUGUGUUUUUUUGCCCUUUAAUGACGGUAUCAUGGAAUAAUUGCAGACAAGCAGUUCAAUAAUUUAACCGAGGCUGUUUUAAUAUUUUUUUUUUUAAAUUCCAUUUUUGUGUGUGGGGAUUAAAUAUAAUUAGCAACUUUAACUUCACAUUGUUAUAUAUGGCCCUGAGUGAAAUUUCACAAGUUUUUGUUAAAGUUAAUUUCAUGCUGAAUAGCUACCGCCAACAUUUGCACAGCCAAAAGAGUCUGGGGUUUGCUUCUUUUUUGACCUUACGGGAAGAGUUAAACUCUGCCAUGAAUCUUCGAUCUUCAUUCCUGAAGUGCAUGAACUUCCUUCCUUGUUUGACCUUGAAAGACUUGGCUUGUCCUCCCAAUAGGUGUUCCAGCCCACUCCUAGUGCAGAAUCGUCUCCUGUAUUCACAAUUUAUUCCAAAGAUUAACUUAUUUAACUCCGGAUUUAUUUAAACUGUCUAACACUGACAUGCCACUUAGUGGGCCCGUGUACCAGGGAAUAUGUGUGUGUGUGUGUGUGUUGCUUCUUUACUGCAUUCUUUCAAGGCAAGAAAGCGAGCCUUUGUGUGUAAUAAUAACUCUCUCUACUCACUGUAUCUUUUGAAAAUGUGAAUAUUUCAAACAAGUGAGGACAGGGUAGCUUCUGUGCUUGAGGGAGAAGGUCUAUGGAAUGUGCGAGGCACAUGUUUUUAGAUUUUGUAGCUACCCUUUUCUAUAGUGACUAAGCAUCUUGUGUGUGUUUGGUUUUAGUUUUUUUUUUUUUUUUUUUUACUCUGUGUGUUUUGGCGUACAGAGCAAAUGCUUGUGUUUUACUGCUCAAUCGAUCUCCUCCCCUUCCACGCCAAAAUGUCAUUGCAUAUAGAUGUAGUGCCUACACCCAUUACAGCUUCUACUUGUUUAUUGUUAAUAGUGUGGGUUUCUAGCAAAUGCACCAAUAAAUGCACUCUGUGUUACAUUCAUUGGUGCAUACCACUGAGUUAAAAAAAAAAAAAAAGAAUUGCCUAUUAAAAGGUGUUUAUGUGCAGAAAUGUUUUGAUUAUGAGCGCAGGGUUAGUUUAGUAGCCUGGAGCGUUCUGGGAGUUAGUUUGUAUACUUGUGAAAUUAUUAUUCAAGUAAUCAGAAAUUACACUUUUUAUUUAUUUAUUUUCACCAAGCACCAAUGUCCGGUAUUGUGUGGCACACAAGUGUAAGACUGCAAUGCCAAUUAGUCCUAGACAAAAUUGUCAGCUUUUUAAACAUCUUUUUUUUAGAGAUUCAAAAUCAGCUUGCAUUACAUCCGGAAAUAUAGUUAUAUAGUAAUCUAGGUUGAAGAAAAAAAAAAACACAUGUCAAUCACGUUCAACCAUUAAAGGAAAAUGAUAGCGUUAAGAAUACAAAGCUAUAUUUAUAAGGCUAGAGGUGCCCUAUUACCUUGUUAGUUCCAAGACCCCUCACCCCCCACUCGUUUUUGCUAUAAAAGCAGUUUAAAAUAAAAAAAGGUUUUAAUCACCUUUGCUUCCUCUUCAAUGAUCUAAUACAAUGUUCCUUAAAUAGGAGCGUUGGGGGAGUGAUGCGCUUGCGCAGUGAGCAAACAUUCAUGCAAUUUAUUUGAAUCAGUAAGCAUAGAAUAAAAAAUUCCCCGUGAGUUGAAUUUGAAGUCCCCUUAACGUCGUCAUGGACGGCAAACGUCACAAGACUAAGUUUUGUUCUGUUGUUACAGCAGAAUCACAUCUAGUGACUGUCGUCCAUGUAGAUUAAGUGGCCUGUGUGCGUUUAGCGGUCCUUUAAGCCACAUCAUUUUAUGCUGUUGAUCCAAAAUAAGGCAAAAAAAAUAAUCAAUUUAAGCGAUGAUCAAUUAAAGCCCAAAAAUAGAAAAUGGAAAUUCUUUUUGGAUCCAUUAUGGCAAAUAGAUUUUCCUUGUAUCAACAAUCUGUUACAUAUAAAUUAUAUUCUUGAAUAUUAGGUUUGUUUGUUUUUUAAAGAAAUGCAUUUAAAAAAAAAAGCCCUUUUAAAAAACAAUUAGUACAUUAAACGAAGUAGGUUUGUUAAUCUGUUUAAUUUGUGAUAUUCUUGCCACCCACCCAAUAAUUACACAGCACUAUUCAUUGUGCAUGAAACCCAAUGCCCACACGGUCUCUGAUUCAUUUGUAUAGAAUAAUGGUUUAAUGUUACUUGAUAAUGCCAUAAACCUUACACAAAUUUAUAAAGUAAAUCCUAACCGUGCUCGUUGUGUUAUCCUACAGAGAACAAAAGAUAUGAAAUGUCACAGUGCCAUGCCUAGUGCUGGCUUAUACCCAGGAGGAUUAAAAUGUAUUUUAACUUUUUUUGUUUUUUUUUUUGUUUUUUUAUGGGCCAGAGCAUGUUCUAAAACAGAGAGGGACGAAUGAUAACCACCUAGUUCUCGUUUUGGAACUCCAACUUCUUUGCUGCUUUACCGGCAUGAAAGGAUUGAAUUGCGUUAUGAUGGGAGUUGUAAUUUUACUUGAGCUAAAGGGAGCAGUUUUUGCUGUCCUGUACGGACUGUACAGAAUGCAGCCCAGCCCCAGAGACCACCAGGAGGCCCUUGCCCACCUUACUUAGUAUCUUCCAUUUGGAUAUCCCUGGCCUGGACUGUCCUGGACUGUGAAUUAUAUUUAGACCAUCUGUACAUCUAAAAUUCACAGCAAUGAAAUUUGUUUUUGUUUUUUUUGGUCCUGCUUUUACUCGUAAAAAUAAAUCUGUAAAGUCUAAGAGUGGAUAAUGAGCUGUGGUCGAUGUUUUUAAGUAUAUCUGGGACUCUUAACAGCAUAGAGCAAUGCAAUUUGUUUAAGGUUAAAGGACCACUCUAGGCACCCAGACCACUUCAGCUUAAUGAAGUGGUCUGGGUGCCAGGUCCUUCUAGGGUUAACCCAUUUUUUCAUAAUUAUAGCAGUUUCAGAGAAACUGCUAUAAUUAUGAAUGGGUUAAGCCUUCCCCCAAUCCUCUAGUGGCUGUCUCAUUGACAGCCACUAGAGGCGCUUGCGUGCUUCUCACUGUGAUUUUCACAGUGAGAGCACGCCAGCGUCCAUAGGAAAGCAUUGUAAAUGCUUUCUAUGAGACGACUGAAUCUUGUGCAGCUCUUGCCGCGAUGCGUUCAGCCGGGCGAGGAGAGGAGGAGGAGGAGAGCUCUCCGCCCAGCGCUGGAAAAAGGUAAGUUUUUACCCCUUUCCCCCUUCCAGAGCCGGGCGGGAGGGGGACCCUGAGGGUGGGGGCACCCUCAGGGCUCUAUAGUGCCAGGAAAACGAGUAUGUUUUCCUGGCACUAUAGUGGUCCUUUAAGUCUUUCAGUGUUGCAAUUAGUCGGCAUACUGGAGCACCACUGCUUUCAUAGCCCGUAUGGAUGUAAAACCUGGGCUAGCUUUGGGAAUAUAUACGAUAUUUUGCAUGUACAGCGAUUGCUAGUUUCCAUAGCAGUAUCAUUUGGCAACAUUUGGGUUGUAGAUUCCUGAUACAAGUUUAACCUCCCAAGAUGACGCAUAGUAGGGCAGUGAAUUGAUUUGGCACAAGGCAAACUCAUUUACCUCAAACCUGCUUUCCUCCAAGGUCUCUUAUUUACCUUUAAUGAGCGUGACAUCCAUCGAAGAAGAAUAUAUCUGCUCUGAUUAUGUGCUGCUCAGCACUUUCAUGAAUGCAGAUGAAUUGCAGGAAAUGGCUGUGAUCCCAACAAAUCUUGUCAUGUUUGUGUGCUUAGUUUUUAUUCUUUCUUGUACGAAUCAUAAUGGGGAAUAAAAAUCAUUCAGUUGUUUACGACCAGACAGUUAAUUUUUCAUAUUGUGGUGUUUGGAUAUUUUGUUGUACCUGCAUGCACUGGUGACAGAUUGUAGUAUCUGCAUAGAAUGUCUUACCAGCGGAAUUGACGGAGAUCGAAACAGUGGGAACAUUCAAGAAUAUUCAAUAAAACUUGUGGAACACAGUGGUCUUGAUACAGACAUUAAAGUCACAAAUAAAAUGGGCAGACUUUUAUCUGCCAUAAAAUUCUUGAUUUGUUAAGACAAUCCAAACACCAUAACCACUACAGCCUGUAGUUAUUAUGGUGCCAGAAAUGCACUGGAGCCAUCCCACGUGAAAUCGUACCAAAAAGUUUUUACAAUUUACUCAGAUGCCACUGGGUGCCUGCACUGUAUCAGCUGCAUCUGGUCUUCUCUAUGGAGCAAAUCAAGCCGAUGUAGGACUGUGAGGGCAUACUGUUCUCAAACUAAUCAUUAAUGUCCUGCUUUUCUCUGCUGGAAAAGACAGGAAGCAGUGUGGGUACCCGGCGAGACAGUUGCAAUGACAUCUAAAUGUGGGACGACGCUAGAGUACUCCUAGCACCAUAACCACUACAGCUGGCUGCUGGAUAACUUUAAAAUGGAGAUUGGAAGACUAAGGGGUUAUGUAAAAAUGCUACUGUACACAAUGCAUUGAAUAUCCUUCCUGUGAAAUUCAAGAAUGCUUGUGCUGUGCACGCUAUUUUCCUCAAAGCUAAAUGCAGUUAUUACUUAAUUGAAUUAAAAUUGCUCUACUGGUUUUAAAAAAUAGCUUAACACAUUCGAGGCAGCCAAGGAAUUGCUCUAGUCACGAAUGCUUAAUGUCACUAUACGUCACUAUAUUGCAAAAUUCCUACAUGGGUCAUGGGGAGGGUUAGUGCCAGGGCAGGGAGUGUGUGGACUGCACCUCUGGGCGGUGCAGACCAUAGUAAUCCCUACCUUGCAGUCUGGUGCUCUGUAAUCGAGUCAAAGUUCAGCUGCUAGGAUUCCCUGCCUUCAUUUUGGCUCACUGAGCGCCUGGUCAAGAGGGAUCGAUUACUGUGGCCUGUAGUAGGAGCAGACUACACACUCCCCCACUAGACCAGUGACUAUUAACCCCCAAAGUACUAUCAAACACAAUAGCCCUCCUCCCUUAAGAAAGAGGGUCAAAACACCGCACACAAACUCAUUACACACAGCCUGCAUGCAUACACACACAACGGGGGGGGGGGAGGGGGGAAACAACAGAGUGAAAUGCUCAGAGUUUUUUACUAAACCACACUCGUCACAUAUUACACACAGCCUGCAUGCGCUCAAACACACAAUUGUUAUUUCCACACCUCUGCCUACCAUAUAUCACGUAUGUAUUUAUUUUAGCUGUCGGUAUUUAUUGAUCCCAGACACAUCAAUCCAGUGUUUUAAAGUCCUAUUUCUGCUCUAGCCUUUUGUGCACAUUAAAUCUAUCAGCAAGAGUAUACAACGGCUUUACCAAACACACCAUCUAACAGGCUGCAAGAUACGUGUACGCUAUAAAAUCCUGUGUUGGCACAAAAGAACAUUUUAUUUCUGUGAGUAAUAAAACAUUCGGAACGUUGAGCAACAUUAAUUUAAUUUUCAAAUCUCGUAUUCAAUUAUAUAUCUCAUUAAAUUAAAAUAAUUACAACCAACAUGAGCUGCGUUUCUACUGCUCACAUUGGAGUGUUGGUUAAUGUAAAAUGGCCUCCAACGCAUUCUGAUUCAGAGCUUAAUAUAAUUAAAGGAGGAUGGUGUGUUUUCUAAAAUAACAUACAAUUACUUGUUCUCUGGAUAUUGUUUUUGCCUGUUGGGUCAUUUGCAGGAAGAAAAGAGAAGUGCCUGCUGUUUUAGGUAUGAAAAGGUUACAGAGCUCUGAGAUCAACACGUUUCAUGUCUCUGAAGUCUGAAUCCUAUUGUUUGUGAUUCAGAACAGACUUAAAGAUCACAUCUUAACCCUUUGAUACCCCAAUUCUGCAAUUCUCAGGAAAUUUCGUUAUUAACACAUUGUUUCUUUAUUUAGGUCGUUUGAACUACUCUCAUCCAGGGACAGACAGCCUUCUGAUGUUAAAUGGUACGUACUUUCAGAGAUAUUUACAUAUAUACUUUUUUGGGGAAUUAAUCCCUUUGGCGCCAAUGUUAAGCAGAUCACUUUUACUUGCCAGUUAUGUUAACAGUUUGAAUUUUUUUAUAAGUUCAUUUUGUUUCGUAUCAUUCUAACAAGUAAACAUAGCUUUUACGUCUUGGCUUAAUCCCUAUGUCCAGGGACAUGGAUUCUAAACUGGUUACUGCUGUGACUUUAAGAUUGCGUUUUAUAUGGACUUUAUUUAGAACAAAACAGAUUCUCCCCUUUUAACUUUCUUCUUAAAGAGGUAGUCUAAGAACCAGAACUUUUAAGUGGUUUGGGGGCUUAGAUGCGAUACUGUAAAUUUUUUUGCCAUUUCCACAUUCAGAGUCACCUGGGGCUUCCAACUCAAUUUGAUUCAAUAAGUUAAUCUAUUUGAUGUACAUCAUCACAUUGCAAAGUAUUCUGAUGCCAAACACUGUGUGUCUAAUACUUCUCUGUGAGAAGCAAUGGAUUGGCAAAUUGUGGCGAGUGUUGUUAGUGCUUUUCUAUGAGAAGCACCUUAAUUGGACAACAGUCAUCAAGAUUGAUGACAUCACAGUAGGAGGAUUGGGCUGCUUACAGGCAUCUGUCCUAACAAUGGAAUUAGGAACAUUUGUUAUCCGUUUAAAAAAUAAAUUAGGUUGUGGUGUGGAUUAAUAGGAUAAUCAGCAUGUCCAGUUAAAAAAUAAAUAAAUAAAUAUUUUUUUAAAAUUUGUUUUCCUUUUAACUAUAGAAAUCAUCAUUCACAACCCCUAAUAAUUUUGUAUUCAGUUGCUUUUUUAAGGUGCUGCCCUGUAUUCGGUACAAUGUAUGUGCUGCUUCAAAAUCCCUAAUUAAUACCUCUACAUCAGUAAUUUUUUUUAAUUUUUUUUAGAAUUCAGGCAGCCAAAUUUUUUUACAAAGAAAUAAUAUUAAUAUGUCUUUCUAGCAUUAUACCACUAUACAGGGUAUUUCUCCAGUGUCUGCUCCUAUGAUAUUCUGGAGAUGGUUAAUAAAAAUGAGAAAGUAAACGACUGUGUCACUGAACUCGCUACCAUAAUCAAACCAUGCAGAUCUGUUCAUGCCAGCGAGCUCUCACCAUGCAGGAUAUUUGGUUAGUGCUGAUGGACUGGCAGAUAAAAUGCAUUACUGCCACACUGAGCAUGCUUCUCAUAAAACCAAGCUCUCAUUCAAUCCCCUAUAGGCAACCAACAACAUAUAUUUGUGUACUAUUUCCAAUCUGCCCAUCUUUAUCUUUCUCCAUCCCCAUCUAUUAAUGUAUUUCUUCCUCACAUGUGUUCCUCUCCCUUCCCCCAAUUAUGCCCCUCUCCCAAUAACUUUCUCUAAAUGUUCCAUAUUCUCAUUCCCCUGCAUCCCUCACAUGUUGCUCUCUAUUUUCUACCCGCAUCCCUCACUUGUACCCUUCUUUUCCUCAUCCCUCUUCCUUUUCUUGUUCCCCUCUUCUCUCCACCUUCUAUCACCUGUUCCGCUCUUCUGUCCUCCUCCCUCACACAAUUUUCCCCGCAUCCACCCUUUGCUCACUUAUGCUCAUCUGUGCCCUGUGCUCACUUCUUUUUCACAUCACUUCUUUUUUCGCCUGUAAUUGCAGGCAGUUGGAGGUACAGGAGGUCGCACGGGAUUAGGACGCCAACGUUCUCUUUGCGUGCUCUCCUGUAGUUCCUUUAGUUGUCUCUUGAGGAGAGGACCUGCGUGAAAUGGUUACCUUUAUUCUGCUUCUUGCCCGAGCACUCCUGCUGUAGCCCCAAAGAUGCCAGGUUCCUGCAGUGCCGCCCUGAGGCCAUUUGAUCAGCGGUGUUAUGGAAUAUCAGGCCUGUUGUAUGCAGAAAGACUAUUGCAAAUCUCCAGCCAGUUUACCAGUCUCUGGAAGUGAAUGGUGCGACAGAGCCGUAUAUUAGUUUACUAGUGAUGUUAAUCAGUUAUAUCGCUUGUGAGGGAAAACAGUUCUCAUGUCAUGACGCUUUGCUCUAGUUAAAUUGUGUCGAGUCAUUGUUAAAGCUGGCCUCACACUCUGCUCGCGGUGACACGGUCACGGCUGUAAGAAUACUGACCGGCACAAAUUGUUUUCUUAAAGUGGGUAUAUCUCCCGCAUGUGCUGGCAGAAAAGCUUCCAGGUUAAAUGUUGUUUUUAAGUGGACUUUGUGUCCUGGUCUUCACGUUGUAUUCUGAGACUUUCUACCUUUUGGAUUCUUACACAUCCCACUUGAUCAGUGUCAAGUCUAAACUUUAAUCUCCAGGCUGAUCUACAUAAUGCCUUGUGCAAUAUACAGAACACUUCCUAUAAUUCAGUGUCAGUAUACUAUUUUUUAAAAUGUAUUUUACAAUGGGAGGUGCAUAUUAAAUCGACACACAAGCACCUAGUCCACUUGAUCAUGUUGUAGUAAUCUGGGUGACGUCCCUCUCGUUUUAACCCUGCAAUGUAGAACAUUGACAUUCUGCAGGAACAGCAGGGUCUACAUAGCCGGGUUUAAAUGCCUCUAGUGGCUGUCGCACUGACAGACCAUCUGAUUGGCGCAGUGUAUUCGCACUAUCCCCAAUGCUUUCCUAAAGGAAUGCAUUGGAUUGACUGAGAGCAUCAAAAACCAGUGCUUAGUCGCGGAGAUAGCAGUGCAUAAUAGGAUAAAAGCUAUGUAAAAUACCUUGCAGGGGUGGUGGCGGUCAUCUGCUCUGCGACUAGGACACUAUAUCUUUAGGAAUUACAUGUAUUCCUAAUGCUACAGUGCUCCUUUAGAGUUAACACCAAAUUGUCUUAAUAUAAAGUUAAAGUAAAAAGAUGUGAUCUAUUCACUUGCAUGGAAUUUUGGACAAUUGGCACAGGAAUUCUCCAGCUCUAGGUAUUUAUGCAUUGCAAUUCUCUUGUCAUUACUAUAUCCUGUAUCCUGUCAGGUGAAUACAAAAACAAGCACAGAAAGUGUCUCUUAUUUGACUCAAUGUGUCCAGAUAGAGAGCAUAACUUGUUUUUCAGCAAACCAUACACAAAGUUGCGUACGUAUUUUCUUUUUCACACCAGUGGCAUUUCAAAGGGCCUAGCCCUGAUGCACUCCCCUCCCCCACCCCCAUUCUGGCAAUAUUUUAAACUAUUAUUUGCAUUGGUUGCCACACUUGAGUUCUGUACAUGAUCUAGCAGUGAAGUGGGCACAGGUAGUACGUGUUGUUACUCUUUGUUUACUUUUUACGGUGGGCUUUUACAUUUCACACCACUGCAUUCUGCUGCUCCUUAAUAUUGACCUUUGCUGCCAGAGGUUAAUAGACAAAGACCAGGCAAGCAGUGACCUUUGACCUGUAUGGAUAAUCAAAGUGCAUAACUAUUGAUCUUGUGAGUGAUUGCAAGGUGCACCAAAAUUAAUCAUGCAGUGCUGUGCCUAAUCAUGGAAUAUAGCCAGUUGCUCAGUCAUUAGCCCAAGAAAUGCAGUGUGGAAGAUCUAUAGGCAGGGCCUUCAACGCAUGAGCUUAAAUAAUUGAAUUCUUGCAAUGUAAGUGUAGAUUAUCAUUGUUUUCUGUUACUAUGGGAACAUGUUUCACCUGCUCUACUGCCAGGUUUUCAUCAAACAGUGGCCUCUCUUGAAGGCAUCUAUUGAUUGCUUCAGCAGCUUUUUUUUUGUAUUUGGUGUAAAUGUCCUUUUUUAAAUGUAGAUGUUGGAGGGUGUGUUCAGAAACUUGUUGUGACAAGUUCCAAAGAAGGAUGUGAUUGUCACUUUGUUUGCUUGGUAUACAAGAAACCAAAAACAUACACUGUAUGUUUAUAGCUACAGUUGCAACAAUGUAUUAUAGGCCUUUUCUAGCAAAUUAUAUUGUGCUGGUUUUUUGGGGGGUUUUUAGCACACAAAUCCCCCCCCCCCAACUCAACACUUGUGGCAAGAUCACCUAAUAUAGUCACAAUUUUAGUCAUUUCCAAGUUAACUCUUUAAGGGCAAUAUAUUAGGCCGGAAUAUUCUAACUAAAAAAAGCUGAGACAUUUUCCCUUUUGGCCACCCCUUAAAAUUUUGUUUACCUACACAAGUUGAUGCUAAAUGUUGAUCCUAAAAUGUGAGUAAAAGGUAAAAGGCCGGGAGGUAGUUUGCUGAAGUCCUGCCUUACAAGAAGGAUACUUUCAGAAACUGGAAAUGGGGUUAACAGGGCUAUGCAAAACCAAAACAUUUUGUUUAAGUCUGUCCAAAUAUUUGAUGUUGGGUAAACGAGAAUCAGGAAUGUGAAGACUGGGUUAGCUAGAUUUUAUCUCGUUGCUUUCCUAGUUAUAAAUGACGCAACCUCGGUCUACAGUAAGUUAUGAUUGAGUUUCAUCUUUGUACGAGGAUGUCCAGAGUCUUUAAAAACCCCAUAGGACGGCUUUGAUUCAGUGCUUUCCUAUGGCGAUGGCCCUAAUGCAUUACGUUUCCGAAUCCCUGUGACUGGAAAUGGGUACGUGAAAGAAAGGGUUGUAAUAUUUUUUCCAAAAAUAUUAAAUCCUUUGAAAAACUUAUACCAAAAAAAAUAUUUAAACGAGGCCUAAAUCGGACUAAUGAAAUAGAGCAAAUGAAAAAUGCAAACUAACACUUUGCCUGCUGCUGCAGGGCAUUGGACUUUCAUGUUGGUGGAACAAGAAGGAAUCCAUAAGCUUAUCUGGAUUAUUUUGAUGGUGGAUUGUCAUUGCUGUGAUGCUGGGUGGUGGUUGAUCCUUGCUUGGUUUGGAAUGAUUUCUGUGGUGCUAGCGGUUUGUCUGACCAUGUGAUUAGGUUGUGGAAUGUGCCAGCAGCUGUUUGGCCUCAUGAUCACCUGGUGGUGUAGACUUAUUUUGGUGUAAUCUGCUGUUCCUCCCUAUGGGUGAAGGAACGUAAUGUAUCUUGUUUUCUCUGCUCCUUAUCACCAGUAUUGGGUGGUGCAGUGGCAUUUCUCUGGUGUAGCAGCUGUUUCCAUCCCUGUGGUACAGACACUCCCAAUCAUGCCAGCUGCGAGUUUCUUCCCCCUGUGAUUUAGCUGGUGGAAUGGCAUUCUUCGAAUUCUACCUGCCUUCGUUUAGAAUAUUAGGAAGACUAAACAUGUGCAGGUUUUAUUCGGUUUACUCUUACACAAAGUCUCGAAGGUCUGUUAGGAUCUUAAACAUGGGUUUAUGCAUUCCCAGAUGUCUGUCUGAGAUGAAGGCCUCAUCUCAAACGUGAAACUUAAAAAUACCACCUGCCCGUUAUCUACUGUUACUGUAUUGGUUCCUUCAGAAUAUUUGCAUGCUAUAGACAAAGGAAUUUAGAUCAGAGGAGAGGUGUAGAACUCAACUGCAGGAAUAAUACCUAAUAAUAAAAUGGGUUCUCCUGCAUAGAAAAUGAAAAUGUAAAUUAAAAAAAGCAGCUAGAGUCAUGGUUGAGAGAAUACAUUAGAUUUUUUUUGUGCUUUCUGUGUUUAACCACGUUUUAAGUCCGCAAUAGGUCUUUAGUCUAAAAAAUUCUAAAGCCAGCUAUUUUGGUCUAGGCUUGCAUUGUCUCUUGCAUAGUGAAGUGAAGCAAGUAUACCAUUAGAAUUCUUUCAUAGGUAUUUUCCAUAAAUUACAUAUUCCACCUAACAGUGAGAGUAUUAUACCUAUUUUAAAAUUGAGCAAAGCUGAAAUAAAAUAAUUGAGGGCAAAAUAAAGGUCUAGGCAAUUUUCAUGCAAAUUUCUUCGUUGCUCAGCUGCCUGCAGCAUUUGCCAGACUUAAUAGUCUAGUUCAACAGGAUGGGUCAAUAUAGAUCUGUCUUUCAAGCAGGUUCAAUGGAACUGGUUUUUCCCGAGGAGAGAAACCUUGAAAACCUGUACAAAAAGCAUUCGCAUUCCGUUUAUUAUCUUCAAAACUUAAUUAUAAAAUAUAAUGCGUAAUUAUAGGAACACUAUACACAAACAUGCGUUCCUGUCUAUAGUGUUAAACUAUGCUAUUGCACCCCUUAGAUAGCAUUAAAAAGAUGUUUAAUCUUACCUUUUUUCCCACGCAGCAAUAGUUUCACCACGACUGGCUCUGCCUCUAUGGCUGAGGUCAUCAAUCUUGAUCUCAGCCAAUCUAAUGCUUUCCCAUAGGAAAGCAUUUAGAGGCUAUUGAGCAUGCGCGGCAAAAGGUCACGAUGCAUCUCUAUGAGGAACUCCAUGCAGAAUGAGAAAAUGAUGACCAUAGGGAAAUUGGGAAACUCCUCUAGUGGCCGCCUGAGUGACUGCCACUAGAGGUGUUACUAGGCAGCAAUGUAGAAACUGCCUUUUCUCUGAAAUUGCAGAGCUUACGGUGCUCAACCUGCAAGGGCUGGUUAUAGACACCAAAACCACUACAUGAAGCUGUAGUGGUUUUGUAGACUUUAGUGUCACUUCAAGAUAAAUGCCAAUGAUCUUACAUUUAACUGCUACGGUCUAGGCUCUGGAAUACAUUAGUUUUUUUUUUUUUUUUUUUUAGAAUAAUAUAAUAAAUAAUAAUAGCUUUCAGGUAACGCUUCCAAUGUAGUCUUGCGACGUCCCUCAUGUAGGUUGGCAGUGCCAGGUUUUGUUUUGUUUUCUCUAGCCACAGGGUCACCAGUGAGGUCAUGGGUAUGACGUGGGCGCAAGAGGAGCAAAGUUCUCUAUUCAUUGUUAUGACACAGAUGGAUAACCUUUUGGUAUUUCUACUGUUUUGACAAACUGUCAAAUCUGUUUGAGAAAAGAGGCUUUUAUCUCAGGAAAGCAUUGGGUUCACUGAGAUUGUCAAUUCUGGUGAUCUCUGCCAAGGAUGCGGGCAACCAAAUGCCUCCCUGGCCAAUCACUAUCUCCUCAUAGAUAUGCAUUGAUCCAAUGCAUCUGUAUGGGGAAAGUUCAGUGUCUCCAUGCAGAGGGUGGAGACACUGAAUCUCAGCAAGCACCUCUAGUAGCCAUCUGAGGAGUGGCCACUCGAGGUGUCCCACGGAAGCAAUGUUAAACACUGCUUUUCUCAGAAAAAAACAGUGUUUGCUGCAAAAAGCCUGCAGGGACAGACCAUUCUCACCACACCAAAAAGAUUAAGCUGUAGUUGUUCUGGUGACUAUAGUAACCCUAUAACAAUGAAGCCCUCCAGCACCAUCUCUCUAGCGUUUUAUACAGGAUGGGCAUUGAAAGGCUUACCAGAGGCCUUGUGUAAAAGAGUGGAAUGUCUCUUUAAUGUUUUGCUACAGUGUAGGAUAUGAGUAUGCUUAACGAGUCCUGGAUCUGUCAGGUCAACCUUGGGAAGUUUGUAUGCUACAACCUCUGAUGGCCUGCGUCUGUUACGUAAUCUAUUUGUGCAAUAUAGCAAUGUGGUUUCCAAAACCUUUCCGGCUUGGAUAAAAAGGUUUAUUUAUACAAUUAUUUAGAUGCUGAAACAACUAUUUGGACCCUUUAAGAGCUUAGUCAAGGCAAUCUAUCACCAUUAAGGUAUAUUUAUGUGCCAUGAUUACAGAGCUUUAUGGGAUAAGGGGGGGGGGGGGAAGAAAUCUAUUAAACUACAGUCAAAGAGUCUUGUUUGGUGGAGCAAGGUGGUGUCUUCUUGCUUCAGGCACUUGCCUGUGCAAGUGCUAAAAUUCAAUGAUCGUUAUAGGUGUUUGUUUUUUUUUGUUUUGUUUUUCGAAAUUUGUUUCGAAGUUUUAGAAAUAAAGCAAACUUGUUUUAACUGUACAUUUGUUGCCAUUUUAAUGGGGGGGGGUUGUUUUUCUCCCUCUGUUCUAUUGCAUGGUCUCACCUAGAGUUUAAAGGAUUAUUUGCAUAUCUUCGUAUUUAAAAAAAAAAUAAAAAAAAUAAAAAUAAAAAAAAGUGCCUGGGUAAGAACAAAUACACUUUUGUUUUUUUUCCUCUUGUGAUUUCAACAUUGGUUUAAAAAAAAAAAAAAAAAGGCGUUCCACUUUGUGUUGUCGUUAAUCUAGUGGUCUUUGUGGAUAAGUCACAUGAUUCUGUCAGUGGUUUCUCUAAGUAAUUACCUUGGGACCGGCUGAUUCAGCAUGAGUGAUGCUAGGAGCUCCUUGUGACAUACUUCUACCAUCUCAUGACCUAAUUAUCACCUGACCUGCAGGGCAGAAGCCAGGCUGAUUUCUAUUAAUUUCUUCCCCAGUUCCCCGCCCUUAAUAUUGAGAAGUUGCCUUUUAACAUUUACAGUGCUAAAAGGUGCUUCGAAAUAAAAAUAAAUUAGUCAUAUCGGUGGAUGUUUUGUUAAUUUUAUUGUUCAUACAUAUUAGGUUAUUGUAUACCUAAUGGUAACCUAUUGAAUGCCUGAUAUCCUAACACUCAAAAUAGUAUCAUGACGUGGUUUUCAAUUUUACCAUUUAAGCUCUGCCAGUAUUUUCUGAAUAAUUCUGUUCUUAACCCCUUUAGGACACAUGACAUGUGUGACAUGUCAUGAUUCCCUUUUAUUCCAGAAGUUUGGUCCUUAAUGGGUUAAAGAAACCAAAAAAUAAAAAAACUGGGGAAUUUUGUCUGUCUACAAUUGUUGGCUGUCUUGAGUUGUUGCUUAAUAUUAGAGACUUUCUUAUCAUAUUUGGUUUGCUGCAUGGUCAUUUUUAUUUUUUAUUUGUAUUUUACAGUUUUUAUUUUAGAGUCUUAUUUACAUUUCAACGUAAAUAGAAUUUAGACAUUCAUAAUCACUGCUGCCUUUUUGUCUAAUCAUUGUUUGCAAGGAGCCAGUGAGUGUCGCAGUAAGAUUAAUUUCUGUACUCAUGGCAAUGUUGUGGUACGACAUAAAUUAAGGUAUUCUGAAUUUUCUUUUAAUUCGCAACUUGAUCUAUUACAUUUGUUCUACCAUACUAAGAGUUUAUGCGUUCUAUCUGCUCUUUCUUUGGAUCUGUGCUGUAGUUUUGCUAACGGCUGAGGAGAUUGAGAGUUUGACUGAGAAAAAAAAAAUCUUCUUUCUUUUUUCCUUAUUCUCUGAAGGGAUUAAGCCUUGGCACAGAUUCUGGCUAAUGGUGAUAAGCGUUGCUAAUACUUCUAUACUUGCAUCCCUCUCCAUACAAACUUAUCCUUGGCGUAAUAGCAGCAUAAAUUACUUACCACCAUCCCUGUCCCUCACAGGCCUUCGAGUACAAUGGAUUUUCUUGUUGGUUAGACUGUGAUUUGUUUAUUUUCUACAAGGGGCUUUUGUUGAAGUGACAAAAAUUUAAACAAAAAAAUGCCUUGAUGUUGGUUUUCUGCCAAUCUCUUUGAGUACAGGAAGGUCAAGCUCCACAGUCUUUUAUAUUCUUGUAUUUUGUAAAUAGACCAACAGUUUUGUUUUUUGGAGAGUACAAUUUCCUGAUACCCCUCCCAAAUUUUUUAAUUUUUUUUUAUAUAUAUAUAAUAAACUACUAAACCACAAGAUUCCAGGGCAGGUAUUACUCCUGUUUAGGUAUACACGCUUAACAUAUUAUUUAUAAGGCAACAUUGCUGGUCAAGUUCAUUAAAUUGACAUUUAAGGCUAACAAUCUCUCCACAACUUCAUUUUUAUUUUUUUAUAUAUAUAUAUAUAUAUAUAUAUAUAUAUAUAUAUAGAUUAUUGUAUAGAUAAAUAUACAACAAAAUUAGGAAGAAUACUAUGAUAAACUUACAUUUGAUAUUUAUUGACAUCUCUUAGUCAAUGCUGGUACUCCCAUUAUUUUCUAAGCAUGCUGUACAUAUCUUCAAUACAUUUGUUGUAAAAGAAAUUAGAAAAUGGCCAAUUACACAGGUAGUGUGACUGUAGUGACCCUUUAACUAUCUUGUUUAAAAAAAAAAAAGCUAUUUUUUAAAAACGCUAUGUCUUUGGUCAGGACAAUGUUUUCAUGUAAUAAAAUUACAUAUUUUUUUUUCUGUUUUAAAUGAAAAGUGCUCCAUGUGCUACUUUACAAAGAUCCUUAUCAAUUUUACAGAGUUUUAUAAUUCUCUAUAAUUACAUAUCAUAUAAGAGAUCUUUAUAUCCUCUUAUUUUCAAACCAUGAUUUCCUUUUCAGGAUGUAUUUAAGAUUACUACAGCAGUUGUAUUAAAAACAGUAUGUUCUUUAUUUUUUUUUAUAUAUAUUUUUUUAUUUUUUGGGGGUUGCAAACAGCUUAUAAUUAGAGAGGGGAUUGUAGGCUUACCUCAAUCGUCUGGCUAUGAAAUGUAUGUUUAUUUUUUAUUUAUUUUUUCCUAUUAAAUCGUAUUAUUACGGUCUCACUUGUUUCCUUGUAACAAUUUGAUCUGUGUUUUUCUGGUUUCUCCACCCUCCACAACAACUCGUUCUAAAAAGGAUUGGUUUGCAUUACAGUGUUGAAGUAUCUCUAUAACAAAACUUUUGCAAUUAAAUGACAUUAAUUUUUGUGUAUGUGUAAUAAAAAUGAUCAACAGGAGGCUUAUCUAUCCUGACCCUCUUAAGAACGACCUAAUUCAUCCUGUGCCUAGUUUCCGGUCUGCCACAAUUUAUCACCGUGACUUUGUAUUGGUGGGAUAUUCCAUCAACUGCUACAUGUGUCUGUCUAUUGGUAUACGUUCCCAUCAGUACAACACUCUUGUCCUUGAGAAUGAAAGGGGAAAAACUCCAGUAUAGUUUUUCAUAUAAAAUUGUUAGCCAGGAAUGUUGAACUGGACCCACCUGAAUAAUGAUGGUCUAAAACCCAUAUUCCCCUACGGCCAACAGACCAUAUUGAAUCAUGGGAGCUGUAGUUUUACAUCUGUGGAUCUUCUGUUCAAGACCCUUUGGGUCAUUCAAAUAAUAUCUAUAAUUAAUCAUUGUUCAAACAAAAAAGUUAUUUUGCAUAAUCAUCCAUGCAGCAGAAUUUAUUUCCUUUACAUUUGCUAGUAUGUUCCAUUUAAGUGAUAUUAUGACCAAGAAACUGACCAUUUAUCCUUUGUUUACAUGCAGCAAGGAGUUAUGGGCGAAGACGAGGUAAUUCAUAUAUUUAUCGUUAAAGUUUUAAGUUCAAAUGUUUUGCCCAAAUCUUACCUAAUUAUGCCUAAUAUGUUCAAUUUGCUUUAAUUUGUGGACACAAGCAGUGAUUGCUAGUUAAGUCAGUGGCGCAACUGCUGGUAUUACAAUGUGUUUCUGCUUACAAAUGUAUCCCAAUGUGAUUUUAAAGGAUAUAUGAAAGAAGGCAAAUAUUAAUCCGUAACACAUUUAAUCUUUAAUAGAUUACUUAUUUCAUCCAGUUAAUUUCUCCUUAAAGUGGCUCUUUCAGCCUAAAUAAUGUAUGCACUAACAUACAACAUGUUUAACGUUCUAAAACAAAAAAUAAGCUAUUGUUUAUGUGUACAGGGUUUAAAGCAACAUUACAAAGUUCAGUGUAAAAAAUAGUUUCACUCAAAACCCUUAGCUGGCAUGACAUUGUGUUUUUUUUUUUUAUUAAUUAAAAAAAAAAAAUGGCCACCUCCAAACUUAAACACUUAAAAGUAUAGAUCCAGCUAAACAUGCUCUAGAUUGGUUAAAAGAAAAUCUGUAUGCAAUAUUGUUUUAAACUGAUUUAUGGCGGGGGGACGGGGGAUGAUCAGGUGUCAGUGCCACUUUAAGCAUUCUGUCACAUGUGAUUUUAAAAGAAUGUGACAUGUUGAAGUCUCUUUUUACUCAUCCAAAAAUUUCAGUUAACACGUUAUUUUUAUUUUUUUAACAGUUUAUAUAAAUUUAUUUGUACUGGCAUGUAUAUGGCACCAACAUUUUACACGACACUUCACUAUUUUAAUGUGGGGAUGAAAUCGAAUAUGACUAAGAAACUAUUACAAAUCCAACAAGAAACAAGAGGUUUUUGAGCACUCUGCUCGAACAAGCUUGCAAUCUAGACGGAUAUCCACAUAUUUCUGAAAGAUGCCACAAUUGGUUAUUUACAAUGUGCAGAAGCCAUACUAUUCCAUAAACUGGCGUGCCAACCUCACAAGGGGACACAGCUCCUAUAAAUUAUACUUUUCAAAAAUAGCCUUUGAGGAAUAUGGGUAAAACAAUCAAAAUAUCUGUAGAUUGUAAGCUCGUUUGGGCAGGGCCCUCUUCCCUCCUGCACAUUUAUGCAAUACAUGUUUUGUUAAAAAAUAAAUGUUUGUCUUGUUUAUCAAAUUGUACAGCGCUGUGCAAUAAGCUGGCGCUCUAUAAAUCAUUGUACGAAUAGAUCACUCCUGAUUUAGUUAUGUAAUGUGUCAAUAAGUUUAUAGUGUUAACUUUUCUGUGUUCAGCAGCAUUACCUUUAAAUACUUGUAUAUAUGUGUAUAUAUCUAUGUGUACACAUAUAUACAAGGGUCCAAUAGCCAAUGCUCAGAGGGGAUACAAAAAGAACAUAGUAGUUACCAGUAUUUAAAGGUAAUGCUGCUGAACACAGAAAAGUUAACACUAUAAAUAUAUAUAUAUAUAUAUAUGAUAUCUGCGUAUAUCUGUGAUAAUUAGCACAGUGCAUGUAAAGCGCAGGGUGCAGUGGCAAAUAAAAUCCCAGCAGUGAGAUUUUUGACAUAGCCACCUUUGACAUUUAGGACAAAGAAACCUCCUGGCACAUGCGUUGUAGAUUGGUAGUGACAUUUCCAGGCUGUCCUGUUAUUUCACACUUUUCCUUUUGAUCUUUUCAAACAUUGAACCAGGAAAUGCCUGGCAUUUGUAACUUCUUUUUAGCUAUUGUACACAGAAAUUGAUUUCAAAAUGUUUACGUAUAACCUAUAGAGAUUUUUGGGAAAAAAUCUUUAGAACUCCACUUGUCCAAUGAUCCGAGGGCACUCAUAAGACAGGUUUCAAAAUUGAGUUUGAUUAUUAAUUGUCACAUUUUAUGUACAUUUCGGCAGGGUAGCCAGAGGGCUUUUGUAAUAUUUGGACUAGAAUUUCCAAUUUGUCUGAAUACAUUGUGUGUAGCCAUGCUGAAACGAUGAGCUGAGUUCCUGCGUAGAAGCACUCGGGGCAUUAAGAAGUGUGACGACCUUUGGAAAGUAGCCCUGACAAUAAACAUUGUGUAAUCAUCAAAGUUGUUACUGCGGGACCAAGGUCAAAACACACACUUUAAGGCUGCGUGAAGUUAUUGAGAGGUCACAUGUUAUAUAUGAACUGUUUAAAUGUCUCUUGUUAAACCCAAGACAGAUUAGUGGAAUGUCGCACAUACCCAUACAGCUUAGUCGAGGCUUGGCGUAGAAAUCAUUUGGCACCACUAGCAUAAGAACUCAUAUUUUCACAAGAAUUUUUAACUGAAACAAAAGAAUCCUCUUUAGGUAUAAAUUGUUGAAACAAAACUUUUACCAUCAACAGUUGUAAUUCGUCUGCCACAGAUAGCUGGACAGAGUAGCAAAUAAAGAGAGAAUGUUAUGGGAGUGUGUACAUGUAUGUUUGUAUUUUUCUUUCAAUGAUUUUGCAGUGGGCUGCCCUUCGUUGUUGAAGGUAUUCUGAGUAAGCUAGAGAGGUUGAAAAGUUAAAUUAUUCUUGGGUGUGUGAUAAAGAAAUAGAUAAAUUGCUAGUGAAUAGCAAUAUGUAGUUGUGGCUUAUAAACACACGAUGUAUCGUAAGGCAAACUGUUUUAAAGGAGAAUUCUAUGCACUAACCACCUUAAAGGACCACUCUAGGCACCCAGACCACUUCAGCUUAAUGAAGUGGUCUGGGUGCCGGGUCCAGCUAGGGUUAACCCUUUUUUUUAUAAACAUAGCAGUUUCGGAGAAACUGCUAUGUUUAUAAAUGGGUUAAUCCAGCCCUCAAAUCCUCUAGUGGCUGUCUCAUUGAGUGAUUCUCACUGUGAAAAUUGUGAAUGCUUUCCUAUGAGGCUGAAUGCGCGCGCAGCUCAUUCCACGCGUGUGCAUUCAGCCGAAAGGAAGGAAGGAAGGAGAGGAGGCGGAGAGCUCCCCGCCCGGCGCUGGAGAAAGGUAAGUUUUAACCCCUUUCCUCUCCCCAGAGCACUAUAGGGGUUAUUUAACUAAGCACUGCCGUGGUGCAAAGAAUCUGUGAAUGUCUUCAAAUGUUGUUUUUUUUUUGUUUUUUUUAAAUUAAUUAAAUUUUUUAACAUUGAUUUUAAAUGCAUGUUCGAGGCCAUUGUUACUGUAUAAAUUCCUUUCAGCAACUAUUUUUGAGUUGUUUACAGCACCAGGGGAACAGCAAGCACAGCUUUUUAACCCAGUAGAUUACCUUACAUUUAGAUUUUAAAAAGAACUGAUUUAGUCUAGGUGCAUGUACAAAAACAGAUCACCAGUUAGUACUCAAAGGAGGGGGGUAUGAGGGGUAGAAUUUACAGCACCAGCCAAGAUGUGUUACAAUAGGAGCAAUACAUACUGUAUAUGCAAUUCGUUGCCUGCAGAGAUUGUGCUACCCUGUAUUUAAAAAAAAAAAAAAGUGCUUCCUUAGCAAAUCAAGAUGGCAUUAAUUGAAAGCAUGCAAGAUGGGCCCUAGGCUUCCUGCUACCCUAGGUUAACGUGUUCUUAAUGACCACUCCCAAAAAACCAGGUGAACAUGCUUUAAUAUGGUACACAAUAUCUAGAACAGGCAUAGGCAACAUUUGGUACUCCAGGUGUUUUAUACUACACCUUCCAUGAUGCUUUGCCAGCAUUAUUGGUGUAAGAGCAUUAUGGGGAUGUAGUCCACAACAUCUGGAGUGCCGAAAGUUGCCUACCCCUGGUCUAGAAUCAAGUUAACAUUUAAAAAAAAAAAAAGCUAAAUAAAUAGCGCUGAUUAAUUGGGCCAACUUCCCCAUAGUAGAAAGAGCCAUUAAACUAACCCAUAAUGCAGUGCUGUCCUGGUUCCUCUUCUAAGCCAGACCAGUCUUCUGUGAAGUCAUUAUUCCUAAUGCUUUUUGUUCAGUAUGAUGCCUCUCAUGGUCAAACUAGUGUUUCUCAUUGAGAAAGUUGGAUCCAAUGAUACUCGGUGCAGCUUACCUGCUUAUUUUGUAUACCGAUGUCUCAUAUCAGAUGUAAGAGAUUCCAUAAUUGUAUCUUUUUCAGUCUAAUAUUGUGUGGGUAUUGCAAAAUGAGUGCUGCCUGUAGUUAAAGGACCACUAUAGUGCCAAGAAAACAAACUUGUUUUCCUGGCUCUAUUGGGUCUUUGGGUCUCACUCCCGCUGGGCUGAAGGGGGAGGAAGUGGUUAAAUUCUUACCUUUCUCCAGCGCCGGGCUCCCUCGACGCUGGGGACUCUCCUCCCUCUUCUGAUGUCAUCCCCCGAAUGCGCAUGCAUUCAAUCAGUCCAUAGGAAAGCAUUUCUCAAUGCUUUCCUAUGGACGUUGGCGUCUUCUCACUGUGAAAAUCACAGUGAGAAGCGCGGAAGUGCCUCUAACGGCUGUCAAUGAGACAGCCACUAGAGGCUGGAUUAACCCUAAUGUAAACAUAGCAGUUUCCCCGAAACUGCUAUGUUCACAGCUGCAGGUUUAACCCUAGAUGGACCUGGCACCCAGACCACUUCAUUGAGCUGAAGUGGUCUGGGUGCCUAUAAUGGUCCUUUAAGUAAAGCCCUCUAACAGGAAAAUAGACAAACUUUGUAUAUAUGUACCCAGUAGUAUAGAAGCGCAAAACAGGGCUACCUAAUAACAAAAAAAAUAGCUCAAUAAAAUUGAACCAUUAUCCUGUGUAUUAGCCCUUAGUCGUAUGGUAAUCUAAAAUAUUAUCGGAAGGGAACAUAAGGACAGAUAAGGCUUUAAUAAUACAAGUCACUGGAUCCAAAAUGAAACAGGACUAGUAUGAUAUAGAGAAUAGUGGGAGUGGGAGUCCAUCCACUUCUGCAUCAUAUAGAUAGUAUCAUUAAGACCCUUAAAUUUCACUGAUACAGUGUAGUUGUUGGAAAAUUGUAACUAGCAACAUUAAUAUCUAUAAGAUAUACAAGAUGUUUAUAAAAAAGGUUGCCCAAAGUUACAAAAACAUUUAAAAAAAAUGCUGAUACAAACAUCAAAAUGGCUUUUAGCAAUAGGAUAGAGUCAGAACAGGGGUGAGAAGUCAUUGUUUUAAUUUGAAAGUCUGCAGGGGCAGGGCCAAAGUCAUUUCAUUAAAGGAGCACUAUAUGGUCAGGAACACAAACAUGUAUUCCUGACCCUAUAGUGCUAAACCCACCAUUUAGGUAGCUUGCCCCCUCCCCUCCCAACCUCCUUAAAAGGAAUUAAAACUCACCUUAUUUUCAGCACCGCAUGAGUGCGCUGGCCCCGCUCCUUUGGUGACAUAAUCAAAAUUGCCCAUAGGGAAAGAAUUGGAUUGGCUAAAAUCAGCUAGGGGGCAGGGCCAAAUACUGCUUUGGCCAAUCAGUACUUCCUCAUAGAGAUGCAUUGAAUCAAUGCAUUGAAUCCAUGCAGAGCGUGGAGAUGCUGAAUGGCAGUGCUGCCUACUGUUCAGCACUGAGCCAGGAAGCACCUCUAGAGGCCAUCGGAGGAGUGGCCACUUGGAGGUGUCCCUAGGGGCAAUGUAAACACUGCCUUUUCUAUGAAAAGACAGUGUUUACAUGAAAAUGCCUGCAUAUCAUGAUUAUUACUCACCAGAACAACUACAUUAAGCUGUAGUUGUUCUGGUGACUAUAGUGUCCCUUUAAGGUGAAGUGAAUUUGGUGCUUAGUUCCUUUCAAGGGCCUGUGCAGCAACUAAUGUUACUGUUAAAAUGAAGCAAAAUAUACAAACCUGUAAUGGAUUGCUAUUGAAUAUAGAGAAACUCCCCAAGGCUAAUUCAAUUAAUAAAACUAUAAAAAAUACAUCCCAUAAUACAUAUAUCAGACGUACGUUUGUCCAAAUUGCAUUAUAUAGGAAGCAGGCUGUUUAUGUCCAAUAAGCCAAUAUUUCACAAGUGUACAGGUUUUCAACUUUAAUUUAUUCAUCCUGUGCAGAUAUUUUGAGGGGGGAGUAUGAAGUAGUAGAGUGUAUGCUAAAUGUAAUACAGAUUUUGGAAAAACAGAGUGGAAAAAAAUAAACACAAAAUAUUUAAUGAGUGCCAGUAGAAUACGAAUCUCCGAUUUGAAAUAAACACAAAUUGCACAUUUGGUGCAAUCUAUUAGCUUUUAAUUAAUUAUCAAGCUUCAUUAUCAAGCUUAAAGGUACACGUUAGGCACCCAGACCACUCAGCUCAUUGAAGUGGUCUGGGUGCUGUGUCCUUUUUGCAGUAGUGCUGUAAUGUUAAACAUUGCAGUUCCAGAGAACUGCAAUGUUCACAUUGCAGCACUAAGUCUGCCCUCAGUGACUGUCUAUCAGACAGCCACUAGAAGGCUCCCGGAAUCGUAACAGACUUUUGGUCUGUUAUCGGAUGUUGGACGUCCUCACACUCUGCGUGAGGCACUCCCGCGUCAGAUUUUUCACUAUAGGAAAGCAUUGAAUCAAUGCUUUCCUAUGGGGAGGUCUAAUGUGCGCGCAACAUUUGCCACGCAUGCGCAUUAGACCCCGCUCAGGGUGGCGGAAUGGGCGCUUCGAGCCAGCGCUGGGAUAAGGUAAGUAAAUAAAGGGUUUUUAACCCUUUAUUUACCGGGUAGGAGGGGAAAGGCAGAGGGAUCAGUAGUGCCAGGAACACAGCUUUGUAUCUGGCACUACAGUAUCCCUUUAAAGAAACACUGGAGCAUUAGAAAUACAUAUCUGUUAGGAAUACAGAAUAAAUAUCUGUAUUCCUAACUCUUAGUGCCCCUUAACAUUUUGUGGUCCCCCUCAUAUCUGCACAAAAAUAAAAUGAUAAAUCAUUUACUUACCCUUACAGUCUCCCUCUGUGCUGCCGCAACCUCCUUAGAGGAGCAUUGGUGAAUGUAGGUGCAUAUGCUGUGCUUGCUGUGAUGUGCAUAAAAUUUAUCCAUAAAGUAUCGUAUUCAAUGAUUUUGCAUGGCCGACUACAACGGUGCAUGACUUCACGGUAUGGUACGGUAUGAGAACCAGGAAGUAAGAUUCCCGACUCUCGUACCUAGAGGGUUUGUUGGCGCUGGCUUGAAGUAUCUCUUCCAAGCCCUCUAAUUUACUUUAAUAUUAGAUUUUGGGGAGUAGGAUGGGGAAGGGGGAUCAGCACUGUUGUUAAAUUGCCUACUGUAUUCCUUUAAUAUUUUUUAGAGAAUUUUGUGGUAAGUAGGCAGAUUCCAACCUUGAUAGAAUACUCCCCCUAAUAUAUUCAUUGGUUCCUAAAACCAACAUACAAAUUAUGCUAACUCCUACACUGUCUAGCGAUCCUAAAUUCUGCAAAUACUUCUCAUUUGCUGAGUUAAGGUUUUGACUCUGGCCUAAAUAUGAUUCCCCUAGCUCAGUGGUGUUACGUUGUGUCUAGCAAAAGCAAUCGAACGAAAAAUAGCAGUAAACUUGGAGAGCAGGGAAUCUUCUAAAAAUUUCAGUGGAAACUGAUAAUAUCUUACAGAAUGUUAACACAGGAAUAUUGAUGGCACACACAACAUAACUUCUGUAGCCUCCUUCGUAAGAAAUUCCACAGCGCAAUAUCCGUGAUUCUUAUAUAUUCUAUAUAUAAUAAGACAAGAAUAUUGACUUUGUGUACCUGUUGUAUCAUGUGGUGCUGGCAAGUCAUCGGUUAUGAAGGAAUUGUUGUUUUUCGUUUUUUUAAGUAAAAAGUCAAUUACCCUUUAACUACCAGCAGUUUUUAAGUAGACUUGUGAACAAACUGUUCAGCUGUGUGGAACAAAUUUUAUUCCUGUUAAUCUACACCCAAACAAAUCGAUCCAGUAAGGAGAGGCUCUGGACUGCUAGCCAGAUUUAGGCAGUGCACUUUGGAUAUCCUUACACUAAAUUAAUAUAAUAAACUUUGACAAAACACAGGCCGAUGAUUUAAUCUUAGCACAUGCAGUUAUUUAGUUGCACAGUUUGGCUCUUCUGUACCUUGAUAUCUUGCUUGCACAAUUUCAUAGAACUAAUAGGCAUAUGUGUUUAUUUUUUACUCCUGCUUGCAUCAGAUUCCCAGUAAGGCCACACUCCUUCCUCAAGACCCAGUUUCAGGAAGCUAAAUACGAUUUGGCAAAGCGAUUUAGCAAAGCGUGCAGUCAUCCAGUGGGCCCCCCCCCCCCCCCCCCACACCCUUAUUUAAUUUUCCAUGGCAAGCAAGCCUUGUCUGCAACACAAUUUAUUUUUUUUCCUCUCUCAAGAGGAGCAUGUAUACAUACCAGGAACGCAACUCUAAACCAUUCCACUGCAGUUUCCGAAAUAUUACAGAUUUUUUUUUUUCUUAAUUCAAAAAUUAAAAAUAAAAUAAAGGAUGGGUAAAUCUUGACAUACCUGUCAGACCGCAUUGAGGUCUCAGUUCUGCCCAGAUACACUGUCUGCCCUGUCACAGACUGUCUAUGUUAUUAUUAUUUACUUUUUCAGUUCUUUAACCUAUUUUCUUAUUUUUAUUUUUAUUUUCUUUGUUUAACCAGUCACUAUUUCCAUACAUUGAAGGUACGAAUGUUUGGGUGAGGAUGUUUGGAGUAGGGGGAAAUGAUGUGGGGGAGCAUCCUAAUAGUCCCCGAACCAUAGCCCUCCAUAGCAUGGAGAAGGGGAUAGAAGUAAAACAGUUUGGACUGUUCUAAACCCCUUGAGAAGUUACAUAUUGUUCUGUCGAUAUUAUUAUAUCCUUUGCAUGGAUUUCUGUCUUUAUGAUAAUUUUUAUAAUUUGUGGUGAAUGUAUCAUUAUUUGACCUAACUCGAUGUUACUGGAGGAAUAACAGGAACAAACCGCAGAAGCCACACAUAGAGAUAUGGACACAAGUCUUCAGGAAGUAACAGGUCUUUUAUUUACACACCGAUCGGGUCUCAGAUGAACUCCUGUUCCAAGAAUAUCUGAGAGGCAGAAGGCAUGGUGCAGAGGCCUUUUAUUAGCAGCAUAUCCCCUCCCACACAGUAUAACCCCUCCUAUAUUCCUCAGAUCAAUCAGCACACAGGAUAUUCAGGAUCACCUUAUAUGGGCAGACCACAUGGCAUUUACAGACAAAGGAAUGUACUAUCAACUUCCGUACAUGCUCAGUAUACUGAUGACUCAUCCAACUGUUUGUAAUCAGAUAGUAAUUAGCAUAUGCCAUGUGGAGAUUUCGGCCUACUAAAUAUUGACCAUGCUGGAAUCCCAUCACAUUACCACAUCAAAAAUAAAGAAUAACAAAAAUUAAUAAUCAUGUUAACCCUAGGAUUGCGUGCUCGGACAGGUCCAUGACAGGAAAUGUGACUGGUAUCUUUUACUUUAUUACGUGCUGAUGAUGUGUGCGAUACGUUAACAGGCCCUUCACGGGAUUAAAACCUUGACAUCCGCUGAAGGCGAGGUUGCGUGCAUUCCCAACUAAUGCUAAAAAUACAGACUUGCAGCGUGUAGCUGACUAGAUACAACAAUCUCUUCGGCCUCAAGGAUUGUGCGUUUUCAUUUGAAAAUCCCUUGCAAGCUGUUAUGUUUAUAAGGCCUCCUGGGUUGUAUAUUUAGCAGGACAUGCUUUUGUGACAUUAAACAUUUGCUCUGGAACACAUUCUUUGUGCUGGACUCUUUGCCCCAGCUGGUAGCACACACACUGGUCAGAAUGUGCUUUGCUGGGGUCACUACUGGCAUUACGACACCACCUGCUUCUGCUAAAUCUUACCAACAAAUGGCCCCUUCUAAGGUUAGCAGAUCCUUUUUUUUUUAAAUAAAUAAAUAAAAAAACAUAUUAAAUAUUAUAUACUGAAACAAAAUUAUUUUCAUUCAUUAAGAAAGCUGUAAAAAUCAAAGUAAAAAAUAAAGUGAAAUGAUUCUGCUAUAUGUUUAGUUAUUUAUUGGCUUGGGUUGCUCUGUAGACCCUGUGUGUGUGUGUGUGUGUGUGUGUGUGUAUACUCGCGCAAAUGUAUGUACAUAUGCAGCUACUUAUAUCUGUAGUUUGUAGUUGCUGUGUUGGCAUUCUACAGAAACUUGUAGGAACUUCUGUUUGUUGGACUAACCAUAUUUUCACAGCUUCUAAACCACAUCUUUUAACACAAUUUGAUGCGUAGGAAAGGCUGGGUUGGGAUACUGUGGUUAAAACCACAGUGCAGACUGUAAACAAUCUGCUUGUAAAUAUCAAAAGUAAUUCUCUCAUAAAUAUUUAUUGGCAAAUGAUCGUACGUGAUGCGCAAGUCUCACCACUUAGAGGGGAGAGGGAGGGAGAGAGACAAAAACAAAUAGGUUGGAGAACAAGUAUCACAAGUACCUUGUAGAGAUGGUUUUGAUUGUUAUUGCAAUAGGAAACCGAAGGUAUUUAUACUACAUAUGCUUGAAUCUGAGUUGGUGAGGAUAUCCUAUGGUAUUUACAUGCAUCCUUACAAUUGAAGAUUUGGGCAGUUUUGCUUUAAAAUGGAGCAUGUCAGCUUGUCAUGAGCCCAUGGCAGGCUGGCUGACAGUCUGUGUGGCUAUUACCACUCAGGGCAGACAAUGCACAAUGUCCUGCUAAAUCUGAGGUGUAUAGCACUCUGUUUACACAGUGCAGUGUGAGCAUGUUUAAUGUUGCACCUGCACUCCGCUGAUUGCGGGCAUUUCCCUGCCCAGGGCAUGGUACAAAACCCCAAAUUCAAUGGCCCUCCCAAACCAAGAACAAUUAGGAGGUAUGGUUGUAUCUCAAAAUAUGCACCUUAUAUUAGGAUUUUUUUUUUUUUUUUUUUACUUUAUUACUAUUUUAUACACUACCUUUUAUUGUGUGUAUGCAUAUAAUUUACAUGAUCUGCCUGUUAUCUGGUGGGCUUCCCAUAUUUUUAAAUCCCCCAAUUGCACAGUAAGACCUCACGCUGUGCAGUACAAACAGAGCAUGUUUCGCAGUAUGAAUAACACUGAAUUGUGAGACAAUAUAAUGGCAACAAGCUGACCCCGUGCAGGUUACUCCUAUUCAUUUCCUAAGUGACCAUCUCCUCAUCUGUUUCAGCUUGCAUGUCCUGAAGCAAAGUGUGUGUUUAGAUUAGCAUUCUAUGACUGCUUUGGAGCAGUAAAAAGUAUACAUUUUAUAAAAAAUUUUAUAUACAUAUUAUAAAAUUAUGGGAACGGCAUGUCAAAGGAAUAUGCAACAUUAUUGCCAUUGAGGUAUUUGACAUUGUAUAUGUUAUUUAUUAUCAAGCAUAUAUCAAGCUCUGUAUUUUAGAAGCCUUGGUAUGUUUUGAGGUAUAUUUUCUAAUUCGAUCUGUCCUGUCUCCACACCAUUUUUUUUUUUUUUUUAAACUGUGAUUUAUAGCCAUGUCUCUUAUUUAAUGCAAUGGUAGUUUCAGCACACUGUAAUUGAAUGCUCCAAAAAUAAAUCUUAACACUGCAUAGUCAUCACUGGUGGAAAUAACCUUUCAAGGGAAUGCUUUGCACAAUAUUGAUUAAGGAGCAAAAGUUCCAUUGUAGAAAAAUGACAAAUUUGUAUAAAACCGCAUUUAAUCAACCCUACAUCCCAACAAGGCAUAACAUCGCGGACAGGUUAUUCUAUAAAUAAAAACUGCCUGCGUAUUUUAUUCUAGCAUUGUAUUUUAACGAUGGAAUGUAAAGCACAUUACAAUAUCCCAUAUACAUACUUCAUGUACCUUGUCAAUAACCGCAUGCUGCUGCAUACAAAGUAUACAUUCUGUAGUAACUAUGAUUAUAUGCUCACCUCUCCUGACAUUUACUUAAUCAUUAAUGUAUCAUCAUGACACAUACCCAAAGUAUACACCAUACUAUGCACUUUAUGUAUAUUGCAUGUCCUAUCACAUUACUCAAAGGCCUGGCUUGGUUUUAGGAAAGGAAGAUUUUUUAUUUUUUUUUUAGAAUUUUUCUCAUGUUUGCUGUCCAGCACACUGGUUGGAGAGAUUUUGCAAGCUAGCCAACGCAAAUUGUUCAUUUGUAUUAUUUUAUGCUGCUUAAAAGUACGGUAAAUUAUACCCUGAAAAAUCUGUGCCUGUAUUUUAUUGGUUAAGGGUAUAUUUUGUAAAGUUACUGUGAUAUUAGGAGGUUUCAUUGAGAAUACUGUUUAAGUCCUGUGUGUCUAGGAAUAAUUUAUGUAUAUAGUUUGGUAGUUUCGGGCAUGACACGCAUUUACAUCUUUUUAUUAUUAAUAUUAUUAUAUACGAUUUGUUAUUUUUAAAGGUGACAUUCCACUUUGGAGAAAACACAACCUUGUGCUUUUUUAGCAUUAAAAUAUAAGAGGAUUAUUUUUUUUGUUGUUCAAAAAGUUUUACUAUUUAAAAAAAAGAAGAAAAAAAUUAAAACCCUUUUUCGACUAUGACAGUAUUUGAAUCCAAAUUAUCAUUAUUGUCCUUGUGUCACAUGAUCAUAGGCUCAAAGUAAUCUGCCCCUGGAAGGUCAAAAUAUUGGACACAGGUUUGUGGAUCUCAGUGCUAUAUUUAAUUAUAAACAUACUAUAUUCUGUAGAGAAGGUAAAACGGCACAAGCAGUAUUAUGGAUGUAUUGUAAAAAUGUGUGUUUUCUGAUUUUUGUAUUUUUUUUAUUUUUUUGCAUGUAUAUGCUUUAUGGUAAGUCUGCAUAAUUAUGGAAACCGUCAUCUCAACAGUACCUCUUCAUUCUUUCCAGGCCGUUCCUCCCUGUUUCCCAUUGAUGAUGGCUUAUUGGACGAUGGACAUAAUGACCAGGUUGGGGUUCUCAACUCGCCCAACUGCUACUCCGGACAUCAGAAUGGGGAGAGAAUAGAGCGCUUUUCAAGAAAAGUAUUUGUGGGUGGCCUUCCUCCUGAUAUAGAUGAAGGUAUGUUUCGAAUAGUCUAUACUUAGCAGUUUAAGUGUGCCUGGGAAUAAUGAGUUUAACUUGUAUGUUGCCUAGUUUCAACCAUUAGUCUCUGUGUUGAGAGAGUAAUUAUCAGGAAACCUUUUUUUAAAAAGUAAUUUUGUAGCUCCUACUCCCCAUUCCCCAAAUACUGAUCUGGUUCAUGGUAUUGGAACAUUGCUCACACUUGGUUAUCAGAAUCUGGAUUAAAUCUAGAGAAUAUGGGACAUACAUUUCUACUGAGAAGAAAGGUAGAUCUUUGGCUCUUCUUAUGGGAAGGUGUCAAGGCUUUCCUGCUGCAAAAUAAACACAGAAGAGAUUAUUGGAACUUCAAAAGCAUAAAACAUUAUGCUUUCUUUUUAUCCUUGAAAGGAAAAUGGUUUCCUAUAGCUUCAUUGUUCUUGUGACAAAAGGAAAAUGGCCUAUUUCUUCUUGAUAUUAUAACCCACUUAGCACUUCAGCAACCGUUUGAGUAGAAUAAGCUACGAAAUAAAAAUAAAUGUGACCAUUUGUUUUGUCAGAAGGCAUGGUCCACUGUUGGCUCACCUUUGCACUACGUUCUUCAUGGUAUUUGGUCAAGUGUAAGGCUGGCUAUUUAUCAUGAGAAAGUCCAUAAACAUCUGGGUCCCAAGGAGAAACAUCACUGGUAUGGACGGUCUAUGCACCUAAAUGCUGUUGUAAUGUUUAUGAGGUUAUUAAGCUUUGGGCACAAACCCACAGCUCUGGGUAUAACCAUUUUCAAAUAUAUCUACCAGAACCAGUGUUCCCCAAGGUACCCACUAGCUGCCCUCUUCUCACAUUUUCCUAAAGCAAAAUUUCCACUUCCAUUAGCAAUAUGAAAAUUGGCCAGAUCUGUAUGGCAUUAACAAGCUGAAGGCAUCAAGGCUGAAAUGGCUUGACCCAGAACUCAGAACUGGGAGAUGGCUCUCAUAGUCAAAUAACAUAACUGCUACAGUGACAUGUAGUGGUUAUGGUGCUUACGCUGCCCCUUUAAUGCAAAGCAAGUACAUGUGCAGUUCUGUCUGGAGUGCCAAUACAGUAAUCUUCAGUGUAGACCAUGUCUUGGAGGGAGUGUUUGUAAUUUCUUAUGUGAAAUGGACAUCCUGGGAGGAAGUCCGGUUUUCUUUCUUUUUUUUUUUUUUUUUCGUGUCCCUUAAAUGUUUCUUUAUUUUUCUUGUUUCAGAUGAGAUCACUGCCAGUUUCCGACGAUUCGGGCCUCUAGUGGUCGACUGGCCGCACAAAGCUGAAAGUAAAUCCUAUUUUCCGCCUAAAGGUAAAUAACACCUGGUGCAGAGCAACGUGUAACUAUCAUUCAGUGUGUUUAUGUUGUAAGAGAAUGUCAGCUGAUUGCUUGAGUUCAGGAUCACUGGCAUAGCAAACCUGGUGCAUUUUAUUCAAAUGUCCUUUUUAAAUGCAGGUUUUGUGCUAGUUUAAAUGUGCGAUGUGGUCUUUAGUUCUGUUUCCCAGGAAAGGCUUAAUUUCCUGCUGUUUUACGGACUCACAGGCCUAUUAGAAAAUGUUUUUAUUGGAACCCUGGGGUGCAGCACUAUAUAUCCCAUGGCUAUCUUCGUUAAACCAUCUAUCUGUACACCGCAAUCUGCACAAAAAAUAAUCUAUCCCUUCUGCACCCCAUGUAAAGGUACCAGUAAUAAGUUACCUGCAGAAGCUACGUUGUUGCUAUAUUUUUUCCUUCUCCUGUUGUGUGAGUGUAGGCAUAGGAGGGGCACAGAAGAAUUUUCAGCAUUAUUCAAUUGCAAGUUUGCAGUUAGUGUUAAUCAGAGUAUGAAAAUCACAAACAAUUAAAAUGCAUGCACUUUUUAUGCAGCGCAUCUAAAAAAAAUGCUUGGAUUUAUCACUUGCUUAUAAAAUGCCUCUUAACAUAAAAAAAACAAAGUAUGAUCUAGGUCACAUUGAAAUAUGCAAUUUGUUAUUUUGGUCAAAUUAAUUGCAUUUCUGGGCAGUUGGUUUGCUUGUGCUUAGCUGUAAUUGUCAGUAAAUCUGUUACCUCUGUGUGUGUCUUUUCCGCUAUCUACCAUUCUACUUAUUACUUUUUAUUUUCUUUCUGUUUGUGUAUGGUCUGGGACACAUUGUGUAUCCUGAUUUAUAUUGACAAAAGGCACUCAGCCUCAUACAUAUGAAAGCCAGCAUGCAUAUAGUGCUCGGGAAGAAUAAAUGGCAGUUUCUUAAAACUGAAUAAAUGCAGUUACAUACAGUUAUUUAUUAAAGUGUAAAUUGUUAGGAAUGCAAAGUAGAUUUCGAAUUUGAGGCAAAAAUAGUGGUUGCGUUUUCAGUUUGGGUGUUGUGGCCUUAAUUUUGAAGUUCAGGUUAAUUUACAGCCAUCCACUUUCUACUGAAAACCCUGACUGAUUUGCUGCCUUGCUACAUAGAAUGUUUAUUUUCAUUUACCAUAUUAUAUUGCCUAUAUACACUAUAGUCACAAGAACAAAUACAGCUUAAUGUAGUAGUUCUAAUGUCGUUAGCAUUUCCCUGCAGGAUUUUCAAUGUAAAUGCAGUUUUUUCACUCAGACGGCCACUAUAGGUGCCUCCUGUGUCAGUGCUGCACACUCUGGCGUUGAGCAUUUCAACACCCUGCAUGGAGAUGCUGAAUGUUCCCCAAAGAAAUGCAUUGAUUCAAUGUAUUUCUACAAGGAGAUGCUGAUUGGAACAGCUCAGGGUUUUGCCCCGCAUGUGCAAUACUCUCUAAAUGUUUUCCUAUGAGAAAGCAUUACGAUUUGCCGCGAUGAUCUCUGCUACGGAGGCGGGUCCGGCCAUGACGAGACUGGCGCAGCUCGGAAGAAAAGGUGAGUAAGAUCACCUUUUCAGAGCUCUCACAGUCUGGCUUGGGACCUACAUUUCCACACAGGCACUAUAAUGUCAGGAGUACAUGUUUGGACGUCUGCUGCACAUUUACAUUUCCCUUUAACUUUUUUUUACUUUGAGAUCCAGUUCAGCAGGUUUUAAAACAUGUUUAAUACUUUUCUUGUGGACAUGUUUAAAACUUAUUAGAAAACACACAAAAUAAGCAUUUUAACCGUGCAUAUCAUAUGAAUUUUAUUACAUAUUAUGGUGUCAUUACCUUUAUUCUAUAAACUCUUGUACCAUUAAAAAGAAAAUAUUGAUAGAAUUGUACAUUGAUUAAAGACUACAUUAACAUUCCAUAAUGCAACGUUGUCUUCUAGUGGAAUGAUCUGUACAGCUAUCCGAUCUGAUUAUACAUCAACUGUCCUAAAUUAGGGCAGUUAUUAAUCCUGGGGCAGUUGGGGGAAUUAAUGCAGAGAAGCAAAAUAUUUAAUACCCAUGAAUCAUGUUGGGGGGGGGUAGGGAGACUCUCGGACCAGCCUGUUUAGUUUGAUUCUCACCAGUGGUGGUAGCAUUUCACAAGUCAUCCGUUUCAUUCAGAAAGGUUAACACCUGUGUUUUUUUGUACUGCUGCUGUGAUUGUGCCACAGAAUCUUGAUAAUCCCUGCAAAGCUUGGAAAACCUAUAGCUUGCUGGCUUAUUGCUUUUUUUCAGCUUUGGCUUAAAGAUAGCUCAUAUGGUUCCUCUUUCCACAUUGCUGUCUCAUGAAAGCUGGAGACUUGCCAAAUUAAGACAAGGUCCCUUACAAGCCCAGGCCAAUGCACUCAAGCAUGCCAGUUUAAAGUAGAUAAAAUGCAUGUCUUGGACUAGAGCAACAUACAUGGGCAGAUCAUGAUUUUACUUAAAGGAACACUAUAGUCACCUAAAUUACUUUAGCUAAUAAAGCAGUUUUAGUGUAUAGAUCAUUCCCCUGCAAUUUCACUGCUCAAUUCACUGCCAUUUAGGAUUUAAAUCACUUUGUUUCUGUUUAUGCAGCCCUAGCCACAACUCCCCUGGCUAUGAUUGACAGAGCCUGCAUAAAAAAAAAAAAAAAACUGGUUUUACUUUCAAACAGAUGUAAUUUACCUUAAAUAAUUGUAUCUCAAUCUCUAAAUUGAACUUUAAUCACAUACAGGAGGCUCUUGCAGGGUCUAGCAAGCUAUUAACAUAGCAGGGGAUAAGAAAAUCUUAAUUAAACAGAACUUGCAAUAAAGAAUGCCUAAAUAGAGCUCUCUUUACAGGAAGUGUUUAUGGAUGGCUGUGAAAGUCACAUGCAGGGAGGUGUGACUAGGGUUCAUAAACAAAGGGAUUUAACUCCUAAAUGGCAGAGUAUUGAGCAGUGAGGCUGCAGGGGCAUGUUCUAUACACCAAAACUGCAUCAUUAAGCUAAAGUUGUUCAGGUGACUAUAGUGUCCCUUUAAGGACUUUAACUAAAAUGCAUAAUUCAGGGCAUUAUUUCAGCCGUGGCAAACCUGAAGUAUGUAAUUUAUAUAAAUAUUUGUGGUUUUAUGUAUACGUACAAAGUAGAGAUGAUGCAUGCAAGAUCUGACACUUAGGAUAAAUAUUUCUAUAACUUCUUUGUCAUACAGGAUUCUGAUACUUAGUAAGAUGGUUUCACCAUUAAAGGAACACUAUAGAGUUAAGAAUACAAAUCUGUAUUUGUAACGGAUCCCCUAUACUCUGACUGAGUAUCUCCGUUAGAAGUCUCCUAAAUCACAAGCGAAGCAGUGAUUAAUGCUCUUGGUUACCCAAACAUCAGCCGAGACUUGAUGAUGGGUACAACAGUAUCUGUUUAUUGAAGGCCAGAUACACAGUAUUAAUGCAUCUCCAUCCACAGUAAUGUAAAACAUGAGCCCGCCUCAGCGUCGCUGAGUCUGGGAGAUAAUGGUAUCUCACAGACACACAAAAACCCACAAAAUACACAGAACACCGUAAUCCCCACAUGCCCCCCACAUGCUACCUGGGUAGCUCUUGGUCCGAGCUAUGCUCCUUGCAAAUAUUGGAGCAAUCGGAUGUACAGAGCCAGAGAAAUCAUGUUGUAAAGUCUGGGCUCAAGGCUCUGUUAAUACUUGAAAAUAGUUUGAUAAGAUCACUUGGUUUAGGCCGGUGGAUUCAAGGGCGCGAACCCACAGUGGUCAGUCAGGGCUCAGGGAGGGGGACGGGUUAUAAGGUAUGCCCUUUUCCUCGUGCUGACCAAUCAGGGGAAAGGACGCGAACUAGGUUUGCAUGCAGCGAUCAAUCCGCAUUCAGGGAGGGGAGGUGUUUCACCGGCCAAUCGGGAGAAAGGACACACAACUAAUUUGAAUGGUAGCGCUUCUCCUAUUGGUUGGCACAGUCUUCAGGUGGCCAGCAGGGCUCUGCAGCUGUGAAGCCACCUCCCAGUUCCAGAGCAUCGGCUAGGGCUCGCUUCUCUCCCUGGUGGAUGUCUCCACAUGGGUAGCACCAGGGAGAGCGCUCUUUGGGGUAGGCAAGCCCAUGGGGCUGGACAAGGGGAUGACGGGGAGCGGGAAACCAGACUGGGAACACGGAAUGGUGGGAACGUGAGGGCUGCACUCUUUUUUUUUGAGACCUACAGUUAGUUAAAGUAUUCCUAAUGUUAUAGUGUCGCUGGUAGUCAUGUAACCCAAUUCGGCAUUAAAAGGGUUAUACACCUGUCUUUUUCUUAUCUUGUUCCAGUGCCCAGGCUCCCUUAGCACAGCUUAGCUCUGCUGCCCCAGCGAUGUCACAUUUGAGGCAUGGCCUCUCCCACAAUGGUCUAUUCCAGUGUUCUUCAUACAGUACCUAAUGCACAUGUGUGUUGAGCGCAUCGCCAUGAAUCAAUGAGAUUGGAUAUUGUGAUUCUGCCUUUCUCGUCAGUGUUUUUUUGUUUUUGUUUUUUUAGGUUUGCAGCAGUAACAUUGUAGAAUUUUAAUUAAUGUGCCUCUUUUGUUUUUUCUUCUAUAACUCUUUUUUGCUGUAGGUUAUGCAUUUCUUCUUUUCCAAGAGGAAAGCUCUGUUCAAGCACUGAUUGAUGCUUGCAUCGAAGAAGAAGGCAAACUGUAUCUCUGUGUUUCUAGCCCUACCAUCAAGGACAAGCCCGUAAGUAAACAUUCUCUCCGGGAAAAUUUAUAUUAAAAAAGAAAUGUAAAUAUGAGUAAAACCAUUAUUUGCCCUGGAGAUUCAAAGGUUCUAGAAUCUCACCUAGCAUGUUUAUUUAAAGCACAGUACAUUGAAUAUUUGUGGACUUUUUUUUUAUUUUUAAUUUUCUUUUCACUUCACGGAAACUCCCUGAAACUAUUUCAACUUGGGGCGGGGGCUUUGACAAAAAAUAUGCUUUUGUGACCUUUUUUUUUCCUUUAAAAUUAAAUUAAAAUCUUGUUUAAUGACCUAGAUAUGAUAUAUCAUUGUCUCUUUAAAUGGCUGUAUUAUAGUAACUCUAACCGUGUCAGGGAUAAGUGAAUGUUACUUAUUCUGCAAUAUCUAUUCGCUUUUACUUGGACUGUCGCGGUGGGAUAGUUAUCAGAAAUUAUGCAGUGUUGGGCUUGAAGAUUGAAAUGUUUUAUUCCUGUCUGGUGUAGGUUCAGAUUCGUCCCUGGAACCUGAGUGACAGUGACUUUGUCAUGGAUGGAUCCCAGCCACUUGAUCCUCGGAAAACUAUCUUUGUUGGAGGAGUUCCACGUCCCCUGAGAGCAGGUAAGUGCUUGUCCAGCUCAAUCAACAUUUAUAGCUGUAAUGCCCUCCUGUGUUUCAAUGUGUUAAUACCCCUGAAGCCUGAGAAGCGGUCAUUCAGAGCUUAGCUGGUGGGAAUCAGACAUACUUUUGAUAACAUUUGGACUGUUGAUAUCAUACUUAAUCACCCCCUAAAUCGACUAAAUGAAGGAUACAAGCACUAUAACCACUAUAGCAGAGUGUAGUGAUUAUGCCAGGAAUGCCUUGACGCCCCCCAAUAUAAGUAUUUUAAACAGUUUUCUGGCAGCAUUAUUUCUUUCCUGCAGUCUGCUGGGCACCUCUUCUUGGCCCUUAACUUCUAGUCCGAGAGCUAGAAGCUCCUACAAUGAGCUUCCGUUAGCUCUCUUUAGCAAAGUUGUUUCAUUGGCUGAGAGCAUUAGCUCAGUCAGAGAGUUUCUGGGUUUUAUGGUGAUAGGUAGUUGAUCCUUGCAGAAGUCAAAGUAUUGGAAAAUGGUUUGAAUAAUUACUUUGAGGCGGGUGGCACCAGUGCACUCCUAGCACCAUGCCGAGUUAAGGUAUUUGGUAGACUGCAGAAGUUUUUUGUUGUGUUUCUAAUUAAAUCACUGCCCCAGUCAUUUACAGAUUUAUUCAUUGGCUACAUCAAAUAAAGCAUUAUUUGUAUUUGCAAUAAUAAACAGUCUUUCUUCAGAUAGUUUUAACAGCUGGUUUCCUAUUCCUCAAGUUAUUUCUAUUCCCUUGGACUUGUAAAAUGUUCCACUUGUACUUAUUGUUGUUGGAACAUCUUCCUUUGGUUUCCAUCUCAUUUUGUUUGAGUUCUGAAGUUCCGUUUUUGUUUCCUUUGCAGUGGAGUUGGCCAUGAUCAUGGAUCGUCUCUACGGAGGAGUCUGUUAUGCAGGAAUUGAUACUGAUCCUGAGCUGAAGUACCCGAAAGGAGCUGGACGCGUUGCAUUUUCCAAUCAGCAAAGUUAUAUCGCAGCUAUCAGCGCUCGAUUCGUUCAGCUUCAGCAUGGUGACAUAGACAAAAGAGUAGGUUCUACCACGAAAAAAAACCUGAAACAUGCAAAGUUUAUUAAUAUAGUUGUUUAUUAUAUACACACGGUAAUAUGCAUACAAUACUAUUCUCAUUUCUACUGUUCUUUAAUUAACUUUCACUACUUCAAUGCUUAACAUGCUUAUAAUAAACUAGCAAGAACCUGUAGUUUAAAAUUAAAAAAUAACAUGCGUAUAUCAACUUAUUUACUUAUUUUAGGUAGAGGUGAAGCCAUACGUGUUGGAUGAUCAGAUGUGCGAUGAGUGCCAGGGAGCUCGCUGCAGUGGAAAAUUUGCUCCAUUUUUCUGUGCCAAUGUCACGUGCCUGCAGUAUUAUUGUGAGUUUUGCUGGGCUAACAUCCACUCUCGCGCCGGACGGGAAUUCCACAAGCCAUUGGUGAAGGAAGGCGCCGACCGGCCACGUCAGAUCCACUUCCGCUGGAACUAGACCUAGAUACUCCCACCACUCACUGAGAAAAGGGUGCAUGCGGCUUACUGUGUUUAUAGAUUCUGACAUGCAGAAGAAAUAAGUGCAUCCUUCUGCUUUUCACCCCCAACCCUCAAUACAUGCAUCUGUAUCAGCAGCCAAAACACUACAAGCCUCUUGUGUUUCACCAAAACCCUACAUCUCAGGCCUACUAAUUUUUUGUGAUACUUUCAUGUUAAAUAUUUUUCUUUUUAUAUAUAGCUAUAUAUAAAUAUAUUAUUUUUCUUUUUUUUCUUUCAAAUUUCCUUUUAUAUGUAAUGCUAAAAAUAAUGGAUAUGGCGAUGUUUUUGCUUAGGGGCAACACAGUCUGCUGCUAAAUAUGUAUGUGUGUGUGUAUAUGUAUGUAUGUAUAUAUCCAUGCAUAUAUAUAUAUAAAUAUUAUACAUACAUAUUAUUUAUAUAUGGGUGAAGUGUGCACUUAUUUCUACAGAUGGGUUUUUAACGUAAAGAUCUGCCCCAGUAAUUUACCAAAGGUAGCAAAAUUAAUAGUGAAAAUGGAAUAUGUCUGCUACUAAAAGCCUAUUUUUUAUUGUUGCUAUUUUAAGUGUGUAUGUAAUCUUAAAAGAAAAAAAAAAUAGGGUUGAUUUUUAAUUUUUUAUUUUUUUUGCUCUCCAUUUUGACUUGCAAGAAAUAAUACCUCAAGAUAAUCUGAUUUUAUUAGCUAUUUUUAAACAUUUUUAAUCAUAAGCUGUAUUAGCUUUGCUGCUAUAUAGGUGUUGUGCGUAAUACCACCUAUUUAUACAGGAUUGAAACGUUUCGAAAAACUGCAUUGCAAAUGAAUGCAGGCAGCACAAUAUGGUAGAAAACUGCCAUAGUUUAGAAUGUGAAAAAAAUGCAUGUUUACCUACCCUUGUACACCAUAUGCAUGCAUUAGAACUACCAACUACCCACAGAUACGGUAUUGCAGAUAUUAAAUAAAUUUUAAAAAAAUAAUAAAAAAAAUAAAUCUCUCGAAACUAGGUACAGUAGCAUGAUAAAAAUUACAAUGUUUUGUUACAAAAAGCAUAUUUGCAUGACUUAUUGUGACUCAAGUAAAAUGUCCUUACAUGUGUACAAUAUGCAAAAUAGUUUUAGAGUAGUAAGUGCAGCCAUUUUGUGUCCUGGUCGAUAGUAGACUUCAGUUUAUAAGAAGUGGAUGUCAUUUUAUAAUCCCUGUGCAAUAGUCGUGGUGUGCGGUUCUGAUUAUUGUGGCGUAAAGUAGCGAAAAUAAAACUGGGAAGAAAAAAAAAAAGAAAAAAAAUAUAUAUAAUCUUGUUUUAACAAGCAUUGAUUUAGUGCCCCCAAAUUUAAAAUGUCUUGGUUAAAUAUUCUUUAAAAACCAAAGAUGGCUAGCACAUGUUAAUCAGUCACCAAAUGUAUAACCCACAAGCUAAUUAUUAAAACAUAAUAGUUAAGUAAAAAAAAAUGCUUUAGUAUAAAAUAAUUUAAGUCAAAAUGGAGAUGGUAUGAUACAGACGGCUAGUUGCAUAACAAUUACCCUCUACCUUCAAGACAACAGUGACAUUUGGCUUGAACUUUUUUUGAUAAACACUUGUUUUCUUUUUGAUUACCUAUUUUUCUAUAUAUAUAAUUAAGCAACAUAGCUGCUAAAUAAUGGUUGCAGGUUCUGUUUUGUUCUAUUUUUGUUUUUUUAUUAAAUAUUUGUAAUAUAUAUAUUUUUAAAAAAGGCCAAUAGUGAAUUAACAGCAAUGGUUUGGGUUAAUACAUUUUUUUCUAAUUUUUUUUUUUUAAUAAAUUCCCUAAGGACCAAGAAUGGUCUAUUUUUGCAGACCUGUGGAAUGUCCUACUCCGUUAGUAACACCAGGGUUCUAUAAAAGUGAUAAAUUAAAAAUACGAAAGACAUUCCAUUUUGGAACUAGAGGCUGCAUGGCCUACAUAGUCAUGACCUCAAACAAAGCAAUUGGUCCUUAAGGGUUAAGUAAAACAUGAAAUAUAUGUAAGUCAUGGGGUUAUGCAACUAGCCCAGAAACAAAUGUCCUUUAAUUGAAAAAAAAGUUAUAUUCUAAUAAAUCCAAAAAUAUACAGAUUGCUGGAGAGAGAAGGAAAAAAAAAUCACAAAGGGUAUCCCUAUGCCCUUGGGACAAUCUUCUGUGUACGAAACGUAAUGUUUUUUAUUGGUUGUCAACAGCGUGCUUCUUUGUACUGUACGAUGUGAUUCCUGUCUCACUUUGCAGUUUUAUUGUGGUCGUAGUUCAUGUUUUAAAUGUUUGAAAUUGAUAUUCUAAGGAGUGCUUCUUUCUAAUUUAUUUGUCAAUGUCUCUUUACCUGUUCUUAACAAGAUUUACUCCUUUUUUUUCCCCCCUGGAUCUUUAUCAUUAAUAAUAUUUUGUCAAUAUCCACCCUGCCUGAUCUGAAACACUUACAACUUUGUUAUGCACUAUAUUUUAUAACCGAGAGAAAACAUUGACAGUCAGCUAUUUUGAGCAUGCUUGUUUCAAUUAACAUCUUUUUGCUAUACCUCAAUUUUUAUUUAAUAUUUUUUUACCCCCAAAAAAAAAAAAAAAUUGGCUUGCCAUUAUAUUUGUUAAAACUGAAGAACAAGAAAUGCAUUAAAAAAAAUAAGAUAUCUGGAGGAAAAUUAUCCCUUUUUACCAAUAUUUAAAAAGAAAAUAAUAAAGAUAAGAAUCACACGUGAAAAAAAUGACCCUAUAUGGAAAAGGGAGAGUGGCAGAAAGAUGAUAAUAUAUAAAUAUAUUUUACACUUUUAUUUUUCAAUUGUCAUUUCACGUCUCUACAGAGCAGUCAAUGCUUCUUGUUCUGAUCCUGCUUUUUUGUGUGUAUUUGUGUGUGUUUAGUAAUUUCUUAUUUUCUAAUUGUUGAACACUGUAUUGGAUUUUUUAUAAAUCAUAUUUAUUUUACUAUUUUUGUAGAAGAUUGCUAGUUGAUUUUGAUUGUAUUUUUAUAUUUUUAAAGCUUCACUUUUGUUCCCCGGUGUGCAUAUUGCUGCCCAAGGGUGUGACUAUGGAGGAAAACAAAAAAACUUUAAAAUCCACACUUUUUGUUAAGAAGGAAACAUUUAGCAUUUAUAUAUUUGUGUAUGGACAACACUUGAUAUUGUAUCCCUGUUGCAUCUGGCUGCACAUAGCCUCUCCUCAAAGAUGCUAGAAAACUUGAAUAUAACACAUUUUGGAAGGCUGACUAACCUCGAUUCUGUGUUGUGAUGUGCAAUACUGUUUCUAAUAUUUGUAUAAAAAAAGUGUAAACCUUUUUAAUGCAAAUUUAUUUUUUUCAUUGCAUAUUUUGCAGAUUUUAUCCACAGUGUCAUUUUUUACUGUCAGAAAAGAUAACCCCUUUUGUCAUUGCAACUAUUUUUUAAAUCCAGAAAUCUUUGUACUGAUGUAAAUGAUUGUAGUUAUUUUGGAUAGUGUUUUGCUAACAAAAGGAGAGACUUUUUUCAUGCAUAUUUCUAUUUUGUUUGUUUGUUUUUGUUUUUUAUUAUUUUUUUUAUUUGAUUUUUGUUUUUAGAACUAAUUCUUGUCAUUAAUAUAAUUUUGUAUUUUUAUGUGGGAAAAAUAUAAUUUUAUGACGCUAAUUGCUAUAAAUUUUAUUUUGAAUUAUUUUUUUGAGCUGAAAUCUUUGUACUAUUAAAGCAACUAGUUUCUAAUUCAGAGUUUCUGCGGAGAAUGGCACAAGUGGCUUAUUGAGUGUUUGGAUUGUAAUUAUUAAAGGUUCUUUGAUAUGCAAAUUAUUUAGUUUUAUUUUAUAUAUAUUUUUUUUAAUUAAAGCUGUUUUUUUCUAUAUAAGCAAGAGCCCGUGCUUUAUAAGGACACUAGGUGAAUGCCUUCAGCUUGAAUUUUUGUUUUUUAUUUUUAAAAUAUUUUAGUUUAAAUUUUACUGUUCUCUUCCAGGUGUCUAAAUCUCCAGUCUGUCUGUUGUACUGGUAAUUUAACUCUGUAAUGAAAUAGUUUGCUGCCAACUAUUUAUAUUAAGUAAUUUUUAAAUAUUUGUAAUAUUGUUGACCGACUAAUAAACUUAAGUUAUUGGCAUGUGGUUUUGUUGGUUUAUUGAAUUAAUUUCUUGUUAAGGCUCAAGUUGAUAAAUAAAAUGAGCUCUUG